Messenger RNA from Xyrichtys novacula (pearly razorfish), 87120 nucleotides. Lineage: Eukaryota; Metazoa; Chordata; Actinopteri; Labriformes; Labridae. The record is from the annotation of a GenBank genome assembly.
GCAACGGGAAGGAGACGGGGGGAGAAGGUGUGGUGAGGGGUGACAGUCUGACCGGACCAGAGCGAGAGCAGUAGCAGCAGCAGCACUAUUUCCACUCCUCACUGACUCUCAACAAACGCACCGUGUUGUACCUUGGGACACACUGAGAAAAACGAUGCACCACCACCGCCGCCGCUCUUCCUCACUGACGCUGCUGCCGCUGACCAGGUGUUGGACCACAGAACAGGGUCGUUAACGUGACACAGGAUCAAACUUGUCUGCAUGUUCAACCUCCCGGUCCCGAACAUAGACGACCGAGAAGAUGCUGAGCCGACUGAUGAGCAGCAGCAUCAGGAGUCUGGACAGGGAAUGCAACUGCACUGUGAGGCUGCUGGACGACUCGGAGUACACCUGCACGAUUCAGGUCAGUGGGGACCAGCGUGUCCCUUCUCUCACUUCACCUUGUUGUGGAGGACGUGGUCGUGACGCGUAUUUUGGUGGUCAUUAGGUUAUAACUUGUGUCUCUGCACCUCUACAAAUUGUGUUCACAGAUGACCAAUCUCUGUGUGAUCUGGUAGACUCUAUUUAGUGUCUCAAAAAUCUGACUGUCGCUGCGUGAUCACGGCCAGACGUCUGUCAUCAGUGGGCUGCAGAUGUUGCUUUCGUCAGAGACGUUACCUGUGUGUAUCAUCACUGCAUGAGUUGUGUGCAUUGCAUAGCAAAUUCAAGGAUUACUGGUUGGCACGUUUUUGAAUUCAAAGCUGAAGAUGGAAAAUAACAAAUUAAAACAAAAGCUCCAAGCUGUCAGCUGUUAUCAUUGGAGCAGCUUUAUACAUGCAUUGAUUUGAAUGAGUUAUGAAACAAAUCUGGAUAAUCUGAUCAUGAACGAUUUUGCAGAGGGCCAAGAGGGCAUCUCUGGGAAGGCAGAGGCGCGGUGGGUUUGGUCUAUAAUCAGGGAAGGCUUAAUGUUGUAGUGAUUCCUAUUAGUCCAUAGAGGGUGGGUAUAUCCUGCCAUCCUGUAACAAAGCCAAAGCCAUACCCUCAGUUUGCCCUUCAGACUGACCCUGUGGUCAAACCAUGAAGAGUCACAUUGUUUUCAUUUUUGAACCUCUGUUUUUAAAAAGGAUUUAUGAUCCACUCUGUGACAACGCAUGGCUGGAGACAUAUUAGAGUCUUCUGAUCACAUCAGUCUUAAAAUGCAAAGCUUUUGUAAUUGGUUGCUGAUUUUCAAGUCAGCACAGCACUGAAUUAGCUCUUGAGUCUCCAAGGACGCGUGCAAGCAAAGGCUUGAACACAGUGACACCUCCAGCUGACUACUUUUAAACUGUUGACACUUUUUACUGAAAAAUUGAACCAGAGAAAGGCUUUCAGUCAACUUGUGAGCUUCGGUAAUCUCAAGCUGGUCUCACAGAUCCUGAAGCAUCAAAGAAACUUGAGUUUUUAAAUGCAAAAAUAUACUGCAGGUGGUGUUUUUUUUAAAUCUUUUAAUAAGCCUUUUUGAUUUAUGUUUUUGGUGGGAAGAAAAUUCUGCAGGGACAUCUGUAAAAAGGUGAACACUAGCUUGAACACCUAAUGAAUCUUGACUUAAAAACAGCUGGGCACCAAGUAAGCAAGCUAACAGUUGCACAUCCUGAUUUAGAUGAUAACACCAUACACUGUGGCAUUUUCCCCUUGGGUUGUUCUUGUUCACCAUGUCAUACUGUGAGGCACAAACCACUGCAGGGAUGUCCUUCAGUCAUUACGUCACAGCCUCUUUCCCACUGUGCAGGUAAACAAACGCCAUGCUUACUGGUGGUACUCAGCAUUGUGGGAAGCCUGUGUUGUUGCCCUACUAUACCCUAACUGGUUUAGGUUGUUGUGUUUACGGAACAGCAGGAGUUGCCCUCUGCUUUUGUCUCAAGAUUAGUCACACUUUCACAAACAUAGUAGCAGGAAUUUUCAGGUCUCAUCUCCUAUCUAUUGCAGCAAAAUAGCUUUACAAGUAAACAGUGCAUCACAGUCACAAGAAAAAAAAAGAAAAACAUUGCAAGAUAAAGUAUUUGCAGGCAUGAGUGGAGCUGGAUUCAAUCUCAGUGCAAAAGUGAACUUCCACUCAUCCCUAAAAACCUUGAGUUCACAUCAGUCAUAUGUUCCCAUAUCUAGAAAACAUUUCAGUUUGAGCUAAACUGAAAUGUGAUAGGCACUCAUUUAUCCCUUGACCUUCUAUUUUCAGCAUUGUUACCAGUUUUAGUUACAGAAUAAAUGGAUUUCUUUGCCCCUGGUUAAAAAGGAAAUGAGAAAUCAUGUAUGAUAGCCACUAAAGGCAAGUUUUGGAGCGAAGUCUUUAAAGCUGACUGCCCUUUUUUGCUGUUUCUGCCCCUGAUCUGCUCUUUUGCAGCGUUACAGCACAGAGAGUCUUCUUGGCUUGUGAUUCCAAUCAUUGACUUUCAGAGAGCAGCUCUAAUCUGCUGUCAUAUCCAACAUUUAACUGAGCCAACUGUCUUUAGACCAUGAAGGUUUAAAGCAGUAUGACUAAAGGUCGAUGAGGAUUUCAUCUACCUGCUUUGGCUUUUUGAUUGAGUUUGGUUGAGAUCAGCAGCAGAAACAGAGUUAGACUACCAUGUUUAUUAUUUAAGACAGGCGAAGCAGUGCUAAAAAUGAAACCAAAGAUUCAUAUCUGUCCCUAAAUGUGUAACUUUUGUUAUAGCUCGAUGCUGAUAAUAGUAAUCUUCAAAGAAAAUUUUUAUUUUUUAUGAGUGGCUCAAGUGUCUGUGGUCUAAUACUAGGAGCUGCAUUAAGUGUUCACGUAUCCCAUGUUGUGGUUGUUUGUUUCCUCUGGAGCUUGACUCUGUCUUUCGUUUUUAUUUGUUGUUAAUCUAGAAGCAGAGUGGCAUUGAUUCUUCUGUGUGUUUCCUUCUGGGCCUUUGGUUUGUUGUGCCAACGGUGUGGAAAGCACUGAGGUAGAUUUUAUUGAUGAUGUACAUUCAAAUUUUCUAUUGUGUUGGGGAGGGUCUUUCUAAAUUUUUGGGUCCUGUGUAUCAGUACCCUGUAUUUAUCUGAAAGGUUCACCUGUAGAGUUUCUAUGUGCUCAGUAAAAAAAAAAGCAGUUGAUCAGUGGAAUGGUUAUUCCCUCAGUGAAAUCCUUGUAGACUGGUUAGAGAUAUUCUCUUAAUUUCUUGCACUUUGAGUUGUCUCAAAUAUCAAUUGUCAUAUUGACAUGAUUCAAGGUGAGAAGUCAGUAAACACUCUUUGUAAGUGCAAGGACCGAGAGCAGCUGAUUAGUGGCCCGUGCCCUCUUUUUAUCCAAGUGCGUAUGAGUGUGUGUGUGUGUGUGUGUGUGUGUGUGUGUGUGUGUGUGUGUGUGUGUGUGUGUGUGUGUGUGUGUGUGUGUGUGUGUGUGUGUGUGUGCACCCCUGUUACGUCUGCAUCAUUGAGAGUCUGACCUGGUCGCCUGAGCUGCUGGAGCUGCAUUUGAUGCUUGUUACUCAAAGGGAUUCCACUGCAGCUGAAUUACAGGUGACAGCACACAAAGACCAUCACCACCUGUUCAUUUCCAGGAUCUGACGGCAAAAGCAAAGCCUUUGUGUCUAACUGCUUGAAGUGGCAGUGCUUGGUAAACAAAUGAAAUGGUUAUUUUACUUCAGUCUAGGCGCUGUCUGUCACAGGAUAAUAACACCAACAAGCGGAAAGACAAGGAUGCUUUUUCAUAAAAUUUAAGACAUCUUAAUGGAUUUUUAAUACAAGAUGUGUGGGAGUACAGUCAAAUGGCAGUGGGUGUCCUUUUUAAGAUGAUUACAGUAUAAGAGAAGCGUUCUAAUGGACCUUAAUUUUCAGUUUUAUGUCAAACCAAACACUAAGUUUCUGCCCUCAGAGUUUCAGGUCUGCUUUUUGAUGAGUUGUGUUUGCAGUCUGCACUUGCUCCUCCUUGACUUAUGAGCUGCCUUUUUGCCCAGUCAUGAUCCAAAGCUGUCAAGAAAUGCUGACCCCACCCUCUCAGCAACUGGAAGCACACAGCAUUGACAGAUAUUUGAAUUCAUAGAGGAGCUUCUGUUGAGAGGGAAUAGCUUUCUGAUGGUAUAAUUUACUGCGAGAAAUAAUAAAACAUGCACAUUAUUUGACAGUAUGGGGCUCAUGAUAAAACACAUCUGGUCUGAAUGAAAACAUGAAUAGGAUCAUCAGCUUACAUGAACACCUAUUGUAUACAGGACAUUCAUAGGGGAGAGUUUAAUUAUGUCUUACUCAGUGUUUGUAAAGCUUAAUAAGCCCAGAUGAACAUGCCAUUUUUCAUGUUCCUGAAGGACCUUGUAAUGUCUUCGGUGGAGAAUGACGGCAUUGUUGGCUGAUUGAAAACGGGAGCAGAAAGCUGCUGUACUUUUCAGCAUGCCUUGGAGAUGUGGCCUAGAAUAAAGGGCCCUUGUGGGGCUUGACAACAGUCACACUCUCCAUUUAACUCAAUUAGCUUUCACCUUGAACUGCAGCUGUUGUGUUGAAGUCUCAUUUCAGACCUUCAUGAGUAAGGCUGGGCAUUGACAAGGACCUCACAGUACCAUACCAUAAUUUACUGAAAAGUACAGCUGACAGUGCAACUUGCGCUGCAAAUCUGUCAAGACUUUAACUAGAGUGUUUAAAUUGAUCAAACAUGGAGGUGUAACAAUAUCAUGCUCCUCCUACUUAGAUCUCACCGUAUGUAACCCUCUGACAGCAGCUUUGAAACAUGCAUAGAGAAACAGAGACAAAGCGUUUGAUAGUAGCAGCGUGAUAUCUCGCAUGCACAUGUACAUUCUACGGUUAUGCGACACACAGAUGCUGAGAGUUUUUGCAGAGUGGUCAGCUUCUGUACGUGUUCAAGUGAGAGGCUGCAUUAUAGUGAUUUCAGAUCGAUAUUAAUCUUAGAUUAAUACCCAACAGCGAGGAUGUGGUGACACCAGGAUGUGUCUCAGGUCAUUUAUCUGAUAUUGCACAUCUUCCAAUGCGACCAUUUCCCAUGUGAAGCUCAAAUCAUUCCGCCCAGUGAAUGGACAUCGUUUUAGACACAUAGUGGACUAGGCCAAAUGUUGGUAUUUACCGACUGGUGAAUUAGAAGAGUUAGUCUGUGUUAGUCUGCUGGUCUGACCAAGAGCAGAAGAAAGACACUCAGCCGACAGAAUAAAGAGCAGCUACUGUACAUACAAACAAAAUGUGACCAUGUGGAGAGUGGACAUGUUCGUUACUUCUUAAGAGUUGAACUUAUGUGAAAAAAUGUCAAAAACAAUAUCUGCUUUUUGUAAUUCAACUGUCUUGUUUUCAUCAGCAGGGCCAGCAUUCUCAACUGUUUUGAGAGAGUUAUCUAUGAACGGAAAUGAUUGGCAGUGUGAAAGUAGAGGGGAGAGGAUGAUCCAGAGGCAGAGAUAAAGCAGGUUUCUGACAUGGACAGACACGGGUUCAGAGGUUCAGGACCACUCAGUUAACUUGCUUCCACAGCUUCAUAAGACACCCACACCCUCUUCACUCAUGUGCCUGGAGCCUUUCUCUCAGAUGACACUGACGCUGAUUACUUCAUGACCCUGGAAGCAAGGGGGAAGACUCAUGUUCAUUGAUUUCCUGCAUUCUUUCUGCACCAAUUAUCCGUGAAUAAUUUCCAGUGUUCUCACAGAAGCAGGCCACAAUAAAAUCUCUUAAUGCCUCAAUUUAGAAUUAAUUCUCAUGCUUCUAGUAGAAUUUUUUCAGAAGUACAAAGACAAUAACAAUCCCAGAGGUUAAACAAGACCAGAAAGGGUGAUGUUAUUAAUCUGCAGCAUUGGUGUUGUUCACCACUAAAAAAUUCCUCCAAUGCAAACAUGCAUACACCACUACUGCCAAAUAUGAACUCAGAUAAUGCUGUAUUGAUCCUGUCAAUUCAAUAUUGACCCACAAAGAAUUGUUCCCAAACUGAGCUCUUCUGACUCUCUCUGAUGGUUAUAUGAUAAACUCUGGUGAGAGUUAAUCUAGAUCGUUAACAUUUAGACUUGUCCUUUGUGCUUCUGUUUGGUCUUUGAGCACAAAGAAAUAAUUGACUUUUAGCAUUUCUACAAAGAAAGCAAGAAGGAGAACAAUUGAUCUUUUGGUUUCCAUGCUGCCAAGUCAAGACUUUUUAUUGCACAACUUCACAACACGACUUUAUGACUUCCAUUUAAAGGCAGGCUUCAUACAAAUGAUGUAAUGGGGCUGACAGAGCCCAAUUCACAGUGGAGGAACAGUAUGAAGGAAAGUAUUAUGGACUUUGAAAACCAAAGUCUUUUAAAACCACAUAGUUCUUGAAACCAGCAACCAGUCCAUGUUUAGUUUAGAGACCAGGCUGUCAAAACAUGGCGUCUUCGGUUUUUGGAGCCAGCCAAAAAAACUGCAGUUACUUUUCAUAACAAGAGUUUGCAACCUGGUGCAUGAUCACUAAACCCUUCCUACAAUACUUUUUGGUUACUUCAUGCUAAGGUCUCCUCAAGAAUCAGCUGAAAAUCAAAAGUGAACUGUUUCAUUUAGCUGACUAUUUUGUCCAAAUGAUGUGGAUCUGAGAGUAAGUACAACAUAGGGGAGGAUCUAGGAUCAUAGGAUCUUAGGGUCAAACACACCGUAACACUGAGUUAGACACCUUCUCAAGAGAUGCCGGCUGCUUCCCAAGCGGCUGCUGGAAGAGAGUGGGUGAGUUGUGUUUAGUCUUUUUGCUAAAGAGAUCAGGCAAAGCUAAAAGGAUGUUUGUUGGUUAGUGCUAUGGCUGGGACCCUAUAUGUACUGUUGAUGAAGUUAGGUGCUGUUCUGAGCAUUAUUUGUGGCUAUAGAGUGGCGUUUUGGUUGAGGUUUGUGUGUGAAGAUGUAGACCGCUGUGUAUUGCUAUCAUGCGGCCGUUACUAAAGUUUGUAUAACUAGAGAAGAAAGCAGUCAGCAACAUUCAUCUCUUGAGGGGGUGUCUAACUCUGUGUUACGGUGUAUGUUGACCCAAACUUAAUUUUAUGCCAGAAUAUCCCUUUUAGAGAUCCUCCGAGUUGAACUGUAUCUUUCAAAACAACUUUUAAAGUUACAGCCCAUAUUAAAACUAAAACCUAUUAUUCUCCUUCAGAUUCAGCCCGAGCCAGUGAACCAAACAAUCACAGCAAUAGUAUCCUGUGAAAGAUGACCUUUACUUUAUUCAAUGAGAAACAACUUUAAUCCAAGAAUCUUGCAAAUGAGCUGAUAUUUUGGUGCAUUUGUAGUUUGGCAGGAUGUUUUUGGAUAGCUUCAAAGUAUGCAUUCAUGGAUUGUGGGUAAACAGCUGCAGCCUUGCACUGUUAAUCAGCAGUAUCUCAUUAGAUGAGGCAGAAGAGAAGAAUAAACACCCCACUGCACACUAGUUCAAAUAGUGAAAUUUAAUGAGUUUAUUAUAGGGAUAUGCAAGCUGUGUGAUUAAAAUGCACAGUCAUAGCCUGAGCUAGAAGAUGCAGCUCGCUCUUGCAUACUAACACAUUUCAUUGGGUUAGCAUUGAGUGGAACAAGGUUUAUCAUGAGAAAUGCAAAGCUCGCAGCUCAUCGUCUGACUAACACUGAACCAUUCGAGAGCGAUUUUAGAGGCAGAUUCUGUUUGCUGUUAGCAUUAGAUUAAUAUUCCUACCGUGAACCAUAGAUGUAUAUCCAAGAUCGAAGGCAUGAUGAAUGAUAGAAUAGCAUUGAUCGGGAGAGAUGAGAGGGAGUGUUUCAGUCACCUGGCACUGAGUCAGAUACUGUGUAGUCCUCUAAUGAAAUCAGUGUUGUUCCUUUGAAGCCAAAUGCUGAAGUUAGAGCAGCUCCUCUUGUUGUGCAUCUUGAAUGCAUUAUUGAAAUAGAUUGCUCUUGUCUCCUAAGUGGUCUCCCUGCACUCAUAUUGUCUCCCUCCUGGUGUGUGCUGCUAAAAAUGAAAUAGAGGUUGUAGCAUAUUUUGUUUUUUUUUUACACAAGCAAGGCCCAGCUUCUCUGUUAGUGCUACCUUAACCUUUUCACCAAAACAACAACAAUAACAACUGCUUUAUUUGGUAGCAUCCUCCUUCAGAGUUAGACCAAAGGUUUAAUCUUUUAAAUCUAUCCAAACCAGGCCACAGCCAAAUACUAAUGUGCAAAUGUCUUUUAUAAUUCAUUGUUUUAGUCCAGAGGAACAACCCAGAAAUUGCUGGAGGUUUAAGACUGACAGAGGAACAUUGAAAUAUCUACGGUUGGCUCAGUCCUGUGGCUGAUAAAUAUUCAAAUGAUCCUAAUUUAGUGAACUACAACAAUGCUUCACUCAUCAUUGAUUUAUCACAAUGAUUUUUAGCUGUCAGAGAGGGUUUUGGCAGCUGAAACCGCUUUGCUUGAAUGCUCAAUGUUGAUGCUUGAAUCCUGUCAUCUACUUUUUAUACUAGUUCAAACUGAAACGCUGUCGGACUGCAAGCAUUCACCACUAAAAGAAUAAUUGAUUCUGAAAGUAUUUAAGAACAGAGCAGCUCGAGACUGGACUAAAAUCUCCUUCAGUUCAUUGAAUCAUUGAAGGGACAUGACAAGACAAAUAUUUCGAUUUUGUGUGGUGUGCCAUUGAAUUUUGUGCUGUUGUGCUGUUGAAUUUCCUUUUGUGGAUAAUAAAGUUCUUCAUAUGUUACUGCUAGCAGCCUUUAAGAUGUUUUAGAUUGUAAUGAACUGAUGAAAAAGGGAACCACAUUGGCUUAUGCUAUAGAUUUCAAAACAUGGCUGAUAGUCAGAAGCAAUAUGAAGCUUUACCAUCCUACACCAUAACAAUAUACAUUAAACACCAGCUAGUAACUGUUUUAGAUUAGAUUUUCUGUCAUUGGGAGUGAGAUAAUAUGUUAAUAUGAUAUUGGCUUUGACAGGCCAGUGCUGAUAUGAUGUCGAUUGUGUCAUUAAUUGAGCUAAAUAAUUAAUUGGCUGAUUAAUCGGUCUAUCUCUAAUCUUGUGCUAAUAAAACAAGCAUCAAAUGAGCUGGUCAAUUAAUGUGAGCAGUCCGCAGUCAUCCUAGUUUACCUCUGAUGAGAAACUGUCAAUAUUUAUGGCCUCCAAUUAACCGCAAUGGUUUUCAAUCAAACCAAAAUUGAAAUAGAGCUUCUCUUUUUAUUAGCAAAAUCAAAUCAGAAGUAACAAUUCUCAGUAGUUUCUCCUCUCUGCCUUUUUGCAUGAGAGAAAAUGAACACCUCAUAAGAUGACACAAAGUAGCUAAGGUGGUUUGCAGCCAUGCCUUUAGAAACAUCAUUACAGAAGUAGCAGCCAAAAUUAACUGUAUCAGAAACAUUUUAAGAACCAUAACAUGUAAAAAAGUGUGCCCCUGUAGCCAAUGGUGUCAUGGUUUAUGUCAAAUUACUGUUAAAUGACUCAUGAAAGUGAUAUAUCCCACUCAUGUCUACUUUUACAUGCAGUCACUGACUAUUGGCCAAGCUGUCUUUUAUCAUAAGCUACUACUAACACCAAACAAAAUUUAAAUGGCAAGAAGGUCAUACAAGAACUGUUUCAUGACCUUCAAAAGUCAGUCACACAGAAUUAGAGUCGGACGAUUAAUCAUAUUUCAAUUUCCAUCAGGAUGAUGGUCCCCCAAGAUCACAACAACAUGAUGAUCGAAACUAAACAAUAUUGGGCUACUUGCCGCCCUCAAACAUGUCACAGUCUCACCUUAUCAUAAGCAGCCCGGAUUGAGUUUCUGCUCUUAUUAACAUUCAAGGGAUUAAUGUGCAACAGGGGUACCAGCUAUCACGCAGCUACAAGUGGAGAGAGGAGAGCAGGGAGAGGAACAGCAGGAGGCAGGUGUGUGUAUCUUUUGAAGUGAACACUUUUGACUGAACAGUAAUGCACGCUAAGUCAGCCUUCCUCAAAACUCCAGUAUUCAGCAUAUAUGUAUAUUUCCUGGACAUAUAAAUCUGGAUUUCUCCUUGAUGAGCCUUGGUCAGAAGCUUGAGAUUAGAAAGCUUUCCGUGAUAAUCCACAGACUGGAAAUGUUGUUUUCAUAUAUGCCUUUUUACUGUAAAGGCUUAAUGUAGACUCAAAGUAGGAUGGGCUUUAGACAGAGCUCCAGCUCAUCAUCCUCCCUGGCAGCUAUGUGCCGCCCCGCUGGAAUCAAUGCAAGAUGUGCCUUCCUGAUGAGAAGGCGCCCUGCUUAAUAACAUGUUAAUCCACAACGCAGGGAAAUGGCGAGAAAAGCCCUAAAGGCCUCAGUGUGCUUUCAAAAUAGGACAGCAGGAUGUAGGCUUAGGAACUGAUAUCUAAACUCCAGUGAUGUCAUGUUAUUAACCCCACCCACCAUGUGAAGCUCUUGUUUUAGUCAUUACAUAUCCCACCUCUUGAAUAAUGUAAUGACAGACUGUUCUGAGACUGAUUCAAACCUUUAUAUCCAAAUACACUAAACCCAGAGCUUGUGUAAUAGAUCCAUUGAAAGCAGGGGCAUCGAAAUAUCUGUGCUACUACAGUUUAAUGUUGUAAUAUAAAGAGGAAUCAGUAUGGUUAACUUUAAGUCCAUAUCUUUUCCAUUAUUUUAAAUCAGAAGACAUCUGACGAUUCAGUAUAUAACUAACUACUUACCAGUAGUGCAAACCCUUUGCAGAAUGAUUAAUGCACUUGACAUGAAUGAUAAUUUCCAUAUUGGAUUCCUCAUAAUCUAAGGUGGGAUUUACGGCCAGCUGUAAACGGGGGUUAUUUGGUCCUGUAGGUGCUUGUGCCUCCAUGUUCUGAUUUUGAAAUGGUGCCAAUGGGAGAGCUGCGCUGUUGGUUUUCCUAAUGUGUGUGACAAGACUAAAUAUUUAUAGCUUUUUUUUCUGAUGCACAUUUUCCUGCAGGAGUUUGAUGGGUCAGCUUUUAGUGGUGCAGAAACAGCAGUGAUAGGAGAACCUGCCAGGAGAUUUGGCUGCUCUGUGGUGAUGUCAUUACAUUCAGCAGCAUCUGCAGGAGUCUAUAGGAGGCAAAUGUUACCCUGCGUGUACUUUUGUUCUUUCUUCUUCUCUGUCUCCCACUCUCCCACUCUCUCUUACUCUCUCAUCUGUUGUCUCUUUCAUGUUUCUUCUCUUUUUCACGCCCUUUCUCCUGGCUGACCCUUCAGUUUACAAAAUCCCUCCUUUGUUCCUUUUUACUUUCAUUUCUCCUCUUCUUCUUUUUCUUCUCUCUCUCUCUCUCUGGCUUUGUCUCUCUCCCUUGUCAGUCUGUAGCUCUACAGCCGAACAGAUUAAUGAGCUUGCCCUGACUGAACCUGACACCGACAGACGACACAACACAGACAUGCUAUACGUGACACAGCAGUAAGGAAACAGCAGUUCACUGAAAGGACCAGGCUCCACAGACACCGUGUGCCACUCAAAAGGAUUAAGGUACACAGGAGUCAGAAUUUUAUAAUUUCCUCAUACUUAAAAAGGACAUUCAUGUAAAACCAUAACUUGGCUUCACAAACAUUUUGUUUUCAAAAGACUGAAUUCUACUGAACUUUCCUCUGAUAGUACCAAUAGAUACAGCUUCAGGCCACUAAUAUAUUCAAGAUGUAACAAUGGCAAUGCUAACUUUCUAACACAAAUAUGUACAAAAGAUCAUUACAAGAUCAAAAUUUAAAGGUGGGGUAGGCAGGAUCUGAGAAGGUGCCAGUUUUUGGGAGAAAUCUUGAAUGUAAACUCUACCCCUCCCAACCAGUUUUCCCCUCCGCUCCUCCUCUCCCCUCCCUCUCUGCUUCAGCAAGCCUCACCCACAAACAAUCGCUCCUGCUCGCUCGUAUCAUUUCAAUUAAAUUCAGAUAUAAUGUAGAUAAAUAAUUCAGAUAAUUACAAAUGGGCCCAGUCAACGUGAAAGUAAAAAGCAUUGGUGCUACUGUAGAGGCCAACAGAGUACCAGCAAACACAAUGUUUGCAGGACUUCUAAAACUAGGAUAAAGUGACAUAGUCCAGGACACGAGGUAAACAGUUUAGUGGCGCUACAACAAGCAGCAGGUCUCGUUUGACAAGAAGCACUUCUGUUACAGACACUUGGCUUACUUUGUUAAAACAGUUAAUCUGUCCGGCAGAAAGGUUACAGGGGUUCGUAAGAUCUGGCAGUCUCCGUCAUCUAUUUUGUUUUCUUGCUUGUGUUUGACAGUCGUGGCCAAAGGAGGGUUCAGACAAUUUUCUGUACUUCCUGGCUGGUAUCUACUGUCCGAUGUUGUAGCACGCUAACUUUGUUUGGGCUUGUGAAUGUUAUUCAAGGACUUGGAGUGUGCCUCACAAGAUGAGAGAGCAGCGUCUGCCUCACAACCAAUCAGGAUGGGGGAGGCGGAGAACAGCUUUGUUUACAGUCAGAAAGAGCGGGCUGCUCAAAAAUUUUAAAAUGUUGACGUUAUAUCGUUAAAGUCCCAAAUGUCAUCAAUAACUAAUAGCUAUUGACUGAUAUUAAAAGCUUUUUUGUGUAUACAUCACAAAAAAAGAUGCUUCUUUAACGGAUUCCUGCCUACCCCACCUCAAAUGCUCAUGGUUUACAAGCAAAAUAUACAAAACUCCCAUUUGCUUCAUUUAUGACUUCUGUGAAGUGCUAAUUGCCUGAUGGUAACAUGCUGAAAGCUAAGUGGUUAAUAUCAUACCUGCAUAUAACAAGUCUACAUAUUAGUUUUUUAGCUAUAUCAGUAUACUGUUGUAGCAUUUAGUCUCAGAAUUGCUAGGCCCCGAAGACCAAGUUAGCCUCUUUAAAACUGUUGCGCUGAUGAAGGAUCAGUUUUUUAACUACACAGUCCUAUGCAGAAGAGCUGGGGAAAACCUUGCCAUCUCUCAUAUCCAGUAUGAAGCUUUAACCUCUUUUUUUUCCCCACUUCCCACUUCAGUUGACGGUUUUCUUUAACAAGUCCAUUUACAAAAUUGGAGCAAAUGGAGCUCAAAAAACAACAGUCAUUUGUAGAAAAUAUGAUGUUUACCUGCUUCACACACAGGCGCCCACAUCCAGCCAGGUAGUUGAACACAACUCUUCUUCAGACUUGUUUAUAAUUAUUCAGGCUGGAGAACCAAUGACUCUUUUAAAUCUAUUUGAACUGUAAAAUAAAGCAGUAUUUUAAACUAAAGUUUUCUCACCACUUAUUCCAUGUGCCUCUCUCCAUCACAGGAUAUGUAACAUAGAUGAGAAAUGUCUGUUCACAUGACCCACUUUGUCAAUAGUCAUCUAGAUUUCAAGGGGGGCUCAUUCACCCCUCAGGCUCAAAUCACCCACUUAACAUAUGCCCACCCUACUUGAAUGGGAUACCCCACAAGAGCUGCAGCCUUGGAGAGGUUGACCCAGUCGUCUAGUAAUCAAAAUUUGACUCCAGUCAAAGGCCCACACACUGUCUCACUUGAACAUUUGUCCUACUUCAAACACAUAAUCUUUGAGGACCAAGUGUUGACCUUGGUUUAAGUCAAAAUCAUUUCCUUCUUUUGGUUUUAGUUUUACUUGAACCAAAGUUUCAUAAGUAGGAAAUAAAUCGGAGCCAAUUUAUGAGCAGUGAUGAAGAACAUCUCUCAGGGAGGUGAUAUGCCUUUGCAGUUGAGAGAGGUUUGGAAAAAAAAAAACUGAGCGUAUAGAAAACUGUUUAAUGUGAGGAAGCGCUGAAGAUGAAUGUCUGCAGCAGGAUGACACAUCAGAGAGAGCUCUAAAGUCCAAGCAAACUCACUCAUAAACCAAAUGAACAAGUAUUGUGGAAGAGAAGGUCAAAUCACAUGAAGUCACUCUAAGCUGCAUCGCUUUAAUUAAAGAUGGUAAUGAACUGUAAUACAGAUUUCCUGCACAGCGUGGUGUGAAUAUGUCCCCUCCAUGGCUGCUUUUUAAUGUUGUAGCUGAAAUAUAAUUAAGUAAUUUCCCUGUCAUAUUUGGGAGACAUCAUGUAGAUGGUGGUUUAUAGUGAGAAACUGAGCAGCAGCCAGACGGUAACCAGCCAAACUAAUUCACCUAGCUGCACGGAUGGGAGCAGUUUCAGCUCCAGGGAUUAGAUAGUAGAGCUAACACGGGACUAAAGAAGCUCAAGAGGAAAACGGUUUGGAAAUGGAUCUCUCUUUGUCUGUAAUUCUCUCUGUCUAACGUCUUUUCCUGCAUCCCUCAUUUGGUAAAUUCUGCCACUGCUCCGUCACCAGCGUUUGGCCCGGCUGCAGCGAGGUGCUGGAGGUACACUAUGUCUUCGGAGAGCCGCAUUGACGCUCUAAAGAUGAGCACAAUGAAUGUGCAUUAAGCUCUCAACGCCGCUUGAUAUCAAACUGGCAGAGAAAUCUUCCUCAUCCCAGCACAGAGGCUUUCACAGCGCGGAAAUCUAAAAGGCUUUACAGAAAUGAGAGAGCAGUUCCUUGUUCUCGCUGGAGUCCUCUCCGCUGCUCCUCUUCCUCUGUUCCCUUCCCUUCCCUCCUUUUAUGUCAAACUUGAAAGAGGAGAGACGAGGCUUACUUAUUAGGAAAGGCAGUGGACGUCAGCAGAGAGGAGGAGUACAGGCAUAGGGUAGAGUCUGUGUAGACUGAUGUCGCCCGUGCUGAACUUGGAAAUCAUUCUGUUGUGAUUUUUGCUCAGACAUGGGCCUCAUGUCUUAUUCAUGAUCCAGCUCCUUGUGGCUUCGGCGGUUGCUAUUUAAUCACCAUACUAAUGAUGUUUUCAUCCAAGUGCUCCUGAUUGUUACCUUGUGUAUUUGUCUGCUCUUGUGUGUUUGCUCGUGUGCUGUUUAAGUGUGUUGUUGUUGUGCAUUUCAGUACAGAGCAUAUUGGAUUUUCCUUCAUGUGAAAUCACGCGUAAAUAAAAGAUGGCUUCCAAAAAUGUUGCUGGUGUCAUGCCGGGUAUGAGUUCGCUGCUUUGUGAAGAAAAGGCAAAAAGCUUUAAUUACACACGAAUGCUGACGUCCUGUAGGGCUGCCUGCUGGCUCGGCACAUUACAGACAACACUAUCCUCUCAGUGUGUGUGUAUGUGUGUGUGUGUGUGGGUGCAUAAAAGGGAAGGUUUACAUUGGACGUGAGGAAAUGGAGAUAUAAAGAUGACUGUACUGACCUCAGGGCUUCUGAAGGGUACACAAUGUGUCUGCUAAUGUCUCUGCAGCACAGUGACUAAAUGUGCAAAUGUUCAGACAUGAGAACGAGCAUAAGACGGUAGAGUGCUGGAGAAAUGGAUAACAAUAAGGGGAAAUAUUAAAUCUGUGUUUCAGUGACAUCACACACUUGUUUCUGAAGAGCGGUCAUGGAGAUUUAAAAUUCUGAUCCAAAUUUUCUUCUGAUUUAUCCAGAAACAGCGGUAGAAUUUAAGCUAUAACCUCACUGCCGCCUGAUUUUAAACCAGAUUUUGACUUGCAAGACCGGUUUUUGAAGUGGUGUUGAACUUCAGCCCACCUGCACAUUGUUUACAUAUGUAGUUCAUGAGAGAAAUGAAUCGUCCAACUGCGCAUUAUGUAAAAGCAGAUCAACGAGCCCGUUCCCCAACUUCAGGCAUCUUGCCCUGACUGUUCCUUUAAAUGGCAGACAGUGUCUGAAAGCCAGUAAGGUGACAGCUGUACUUCCCUGUGUGGGAGUUUGCAAAGAAAACAUCAAUGACAGUAGUCAGUGCUUCACCUCAAUGUAACCACCUAGAUAACAUUUUUAAUGUUACUGUAAAAUGGUCGUGUUUAUAUGGGUUCUGGUAAGGUCCACGUGCUUUUUUAAGCCAGCCGUAGGUGAACACAUAACAGUUUUCUAUGCACCUCUGCAAAGGCUUCAUUCUUCAACACUGGAAGUCUGCACAAAAGAGAUUUAGGAGAUCAUGACCUUUUCAGCUUAUUCAAACAACUGUUUAUUUAUUAAUUUGCAAAAUCCCUAGACUAAACUGUCCACAUUAUUCACAUCAAAUUUAAUCUGAUCAUCUAAUCUCUAAAUGUUUGAAUGACUUUGCAAAGGCUCAAAACAAAAGAUCAAAUCUUGAGGUGAUUUUAUGAUUCUGCAGUGCAGUGAUUUCUCUGUUUUUAAGUGGCCAGCACAAGUCUCUCUCCUGUGUGCGUGCUGUGAUGUCUGACACAGCUGCACUGAUGAUUUGUCCCUUUAUAUGUGCUCUUACAGACAGUGUACUGUAUGUGUAAUUUAAACAGUUGGAUCAUGUAGAGCACCUCUGUUUGUGUGGUCAGUCUGGUGGUGUGUUGCGGUCUGUGGUGUGUUUGUGUUUAUGUUGUAGUUGUCUUGUUUGUCAUCUCGUGGGAUUAUGUGGCUGUUUGCUGCUUUGAGAGGGAAGGAAUCAGGUUGUAAGAGUGGAGGUGGAUAUCACACAGCCAUGAUCAUCAGUCAGUAUAAUAUGUGGAAAAUCAGAGUUCAUUUGGAAUCAAUCGUUGCAUGUAGCUCAAUUAGUUAUACUUUUUAACCAAACUAAUUAUCAUAAUCUUUGUGAGCGUACUGGUAAUUAAAGGACUGCUGAAGUAGCCGGCAUUUAUCAAGCUACUUGUAAUUUAUGAUUCAUUACGUUUCUGGUCAGAUAUGGAAAGACUGAUGGAUGUUUGCGCUGUAGUGAAACCUUAAUUUUUUCGAAGGCUAUGAGCAGAACUGUUACCUGUUACAGAAAUGAAAACCAGCAGUUGUGAGAGAAGUGUAACAUCACAUUUACGAAAGCUUCUUUAGUGCUGCAAGUAAUGUGCAAGAGCUUCAAGGUAGCAAACACAAAGGGUAUAUGAAUCAGCAGAGAAGUGCACUUGUACUGAGAACAUGCACUGCGUUAAAAAAGUAGCUCUGUAUUUUCUUCUGAUUUGAGGUGAAAACACUUUAAUUCAUCCAAAACUCAAAAGCCCGCCAUUUGUCAUAUCGAAUCACAAUGCUGUUUUCAACCAAAAAAUUAUAUUUGGUAGACUGAAAUUACACCCAAUAAUCACCAGUCAAAACGAUUGGUUGUUGAAAUAUAAAAAAAAAAUAUCUGUACAUGAUCUUUAGAUCGACCCAGUCAGUAAGAGUGUAGUGAAUUCACCCAGCUGGUAGUCUAAGAAACUUAACAAUAAACAUGGGUUUACCUGGACCCUCACUCCUCUCACUCGCAAGGAAACUAUGUAAACAGGUCAAAACUACAGUUAAACAGCAGAUUUAAGGAUUUUAAGAGAGACAAACAAACAACAUAAAAUAUUCCAGUUCAUUUAUGUUCAAAGUUAAGGGGUCUUUUCCUCCUAACACUUGACACUUGUACCCCUACCUUGGCAGUGCCCACAACCUCGAUUUUAAAGUGUGCUCCUCGGCUGUGUUUGCUGUUGCUAGGUUACAAAAGUUGUCCUGUGGCACCUCCAUAUCUGCUUUCACUAAGGCUGCACGAUAUUGGAAAAAAAUAAUAUUGCGAUUUUUUCAACCCUGCGAUAUAUAUUGCCAUAUUAAAAAUACAGUAUUUUCACCAGAUGACCUGAAUAGCACUUAAUGUUAUGCUGCACUGCUGAAAUCUUGAGGACAGUUAAUCUGCUCUGAUCUUACCUCUUUUUGUGAAUGUUAGUAGAACGGCUUCUGUCUGUCUCAGAGAUAUUUUUAGCUUUUAUUGUGCUGGGACGUUAUUGUGGCAACAGGUGAACACAGAAGACGUGUUUUGGUCGACAUCAUCCUUCUUUUAACCGAAAUAAUUCCAGAUAACUGACUUUCCUUUUCUUUUUGGCAACAAAUCUUCAUUUUCGGUGGUUUUCGCUUGUUCGUUGUUCAUUUUGCGAUCGUUGUUGUUGUUGUUAGCGGUGUUGUGCCGAGAAACGCAUGUCCUCCGAGAAUUGCAUGCACCUCGCAAAACGCGCACUGCUUAUAGUAGAGUGGUCCACGGAAAUGUACAAUCUAAAACCCAUACAGUUCUUAUUUGUUGGGCUUAAUAGUCAUGAGUAAAGUUCCGAAAGUAAUUCUCAGCGGACACACGUCUCCCUCCAUGUGCAGAACAUGUGCAGGGGUGGGUUUUCUCCUCCCUGAUUUUGAUUGACAGCUGGCAGGGUAGUCUGAUUGGCAACUGAGAAGUGAGUCUGAUUGGCAACUGAGUUAAGGACGAAGGCGAUUGGUGGAUCGCUGCACAGCACAUGCAGAGUCACAUGGAGUGUAUCUCAGUCGGUUACCCGUGAAAUUAAAUGAGUUCAUUCACCUCCAAUAUCGCAGGCUCUGCGAUGUGACUAUCGCACACACGUACAUCGCGAUGACGAUAGUCAAACGAUAUAUCGUUCAGGCCUAGCUUUCACCCAACGACAUUAUGCAAAGAAAUCUUACAAUUGAUAGAAUUGGUGUCAUAGCAUCAGUGUCAGCUUUAGACCUGAGUUGUACCUUACAAAAACAAAUAAGAUCAUCUUCUUUCGCACAAACCCCCACUAUUCUUGUUGAUGAAGUUAUUGUCAGAAGCCCCGCCCCUUGCUGAUUUUGAUUAGUUGGCGACCAAGAAAUGACAUUAUUGUCAGUACAGAAAGCAUAAACAGAUGAUCCACUUUACAGCAGACAACCUGAAAAAAAAUCAAUUUUAACAUGAUGUGUUGCGUUAACAUGAUAGAAUCCAUCAUACAUGUUGAUUUUGGUCAAUUACACUAAUUUAUCCUCAGUCAUAAAAAAUCCAGCGCUGGAGAAGGUAAAGGUGCUUCUUUGACCAUACAGGUGAGUACUGGACUGUCCAUUCUGCACCAGCUAUAAUGUGUCAGCUCAACCCAUGCUUUUGUCUCUGCUUCAGUACAAGAGUCCGUAUUCUGAUGUUAUUUUUUUCAUUUACUCAGUAUUGAUAAAACACUUCAAGUGUUUCAUUGCUAAGCAAGAACAGGAACAUAUGCUAGCUAAUUUAAUAUGUUAAUGAAACCUCAAGACACCUCUGGAUUUUUCUGUCAUUUUUGGCAAAGUAUCUGCACAAACAACAUCUGGCUGUGGAAGUGCUUCAUUGAUAGAUAGGCAGAUAUUGCUGUUGUAGGGUGCUUACACUGCUGCCAAAACAAAUCUUACCAUUGUUGUUUUUUUUGUUAUCGCAGCUUAGUUAAAUCUCCCAGGUUUCAACAUGCAACCCUAAAGGAUGUGAGAAAGACCCAGAUUUGUCCAUCUCCAUCUGCCAUCCUGACAACUUUUUCUUCUGUAAAUUUAUAGCUCAAAUGGCAUGCUCACGCUGGCCUCCUUCAGUAGUCGGACCUUAGCGUGAAGUUGUAUGAAAGAGAGAGGUCUCCUCCUGAGGAAACAGCACUAAAACAAACCGCAGCAUUUCUACAGAUGGUGUGAAUUAGACUUCUAUUCAAGAGUUUUAACUGGCAAAAGAGCAUCAAAGAGAAAAACACUGCAGUUAACGCUGAUAUAAAUCAAAUAAAGGCUUAUCAAUUUUUCACAGGAAGCAGAGUUCAUCUGCAGCUUCAGUUAAAUCUCUUUGGCUGCUCCCUUGUGUUUUAUAAAGGAGUGAAUGAAUCUAUCAAGAGCUCUAUAUAUGUCUGAAGUAGCAAACACCUCGGUCCAUAGUUUAUUCUUGUUUGAAUGUGGACUUACAUUUUAGUACACCUGACCUGCUACACAUAAUAGGAAUUCAGGACUGAUGUUGGCAGAUUGGCAAAAUGAACAUUUGUCAUCUGUCUUUUGUAGAGUUUAUAUUAUUCUGUAACUCUGUGUUCCUGAAUAUUUAAUAUGACGGCCCCCAACCUUUGGUUUAUAGACUGGAAGCGAAAAAGAGAAAAGUCCUGCAAUUUUCAAUGGAAACAAAGUCCUCCUUUCAUCAUUAUAAUCACCACCACCAUUUAAUUAUUCAAGUCCUUAAUACACACUGACAGAGAACCCUCAUUUAUAAUAAUACUGAAGUGAGAAUGAAAAAGGAUUAAAACCUGGAGUAUAACAGGAACAGAUGCUCAUGAAAACAGGUUAAGCUUCAUAAUAGCGCAAUGCAAGGUUUGGGAAUCGACAAAAGACACCAAAUAAUUGAUAUAAUCAGUAGACCAGGCAAAAUAUUGAUAGCAUUUACAACUGCAAUCAUGACAUUAGCUUUUAUAUCCUGACACUGUCAUAAAAGUGAGUCAUGUAAGUGAUCGGAUACAAUGGCUCACCAAACCCAAGUAGACCAGAACAUGUGGCAGAAAAUUUUGGUAACUCUGGCAAGAACUGAAUUAAUCUGGACACUUCUAUGCUGUAAAUCGAACUUUUCAGCCAGUGAACCCCAAACUCAUUGGCCAAAGUUUGGGUGCCCCCCUGCUGUUGCUUAACACAGUUGAAUCUUUCCUUCAGCAAAACCCAAACACUAAUGGGCCUGUCCAAAAAAUGCCAUGAGACCAACACAAAAGAACACAACAACCACACAAUCAAAACAUUUUACAGUCGAUUUAAGAAUAUUAGCCAGAAAUCACACUGAGAUAGGCACUGAUAACCCUCCAUACAGUUAUGACCUUACCCCUUGAAAAUACAGUGAAUCAAACAAAAUAUCACAUCAGUUAUACUGGUAUGGUCUGGUGGUCACAUGACCCCCCAAAGCGCGCCACCUCGUGUUAUUUACUGACAGAUCAGGAAGUGCCCCGGUUUGGCUUGUAAGAUGGCAGCAGGUAAUUGGACGGUGUGUGUGCGUGUGUGUGGCGUGUAGUUGUUGAGUGUGUACCCUCAAAUGCCUCCAGAGGGGAGAGAGAGUCCAGAAGAAAACGGUUGGUUGGAGUGCAGGACUGCAGGAAACAGGUGCGGGGAAACAUUUCAACAGUUUGAUGGAGCUCGGCACCACGGGGAACGAACUCGCUCCAUGUGCACUCCUGGCACUGGGACUCUCAGGCUCCGAGAGAGAGCCCCGCGUCAAACGUGGAAUGAUGGUGCUUAACGGUGCUCCGUCACAAUUGUUUUUGUUGAAUAUUUUGUCCUGCUUGGUAAAAUAUGCGGUAGGAAACAAUUCUUAAACAAUGGCCAAGUGAAAACUCUUUGCAGCUCAAUGCAGACAAAACUGAAACACUGGUUUUGCCCCUGAUGACUCAAUCCCAGGGAUCAACCUGUACUUGGGUGACUAAGGCCAGUCUGCUGAACCUAGCCUAAGAAGCCCGGGUGUCAGAAAGCCUGGGAUGUCCUUAGUGCAACACUGUGAACAGUUGACAAGAAAUUGCUUUUUUUUAACUGAGGAAAAUCUCUUAGCUAAGGAAAAUGGUGUCACAAAAUGACUUGGAGUUCAUCAUUCAUGCCUUUGUGUCUUCACGUUUAGACUGUUGUAAUAGUUUGUUUUCGUGUCUGAACAAAAAGGAGCUGUCUCGUCUGCAAUUAGUGCAAAACUCUGCAGCGAGAACUCUGACCGGGGCGAAUAGGAGGACUCACAUAUCCCCCUAUUCUUAAAGCUCUACAUUGUCUGCCUGUGUCCUUUAGGAUCAAUUUGAAAAUUCUAGUCCCAGUAAUUAGAGCCUUGCAUGGUCAGGCUACAUCUUACCUCUGUGAUCUGAUCCAGCCUUACACCCCUGCUCGGGGUCUGAGGUCUGUGGAUCAGAAUCUACUGAUGGUUCCGCGCACUGGUUUUUGGAUCAGAGGAGACCGAUCUUUCCAGGCUGUUGCUCCCAGGCUUUGGAACGAUCUUCCUCUCUCUCUCUGCGCUUAAUAGACUCUGUUGACUCCUUUUAAAAGCCAACUCAAGGCAGAUUUAUUUGCCUAGGCUUUUGUUUAGUUGUUUUGGGGCUGCUAUGAUUUGUUAAUGUUGUUGUCUUGGCCUUUUAAAUUUGUAUGUACAUUUUUACUUUUUGUUUAUGUGAAGCGCUUGGUGACUCUUGUCUGUGAAAGGUGCUAUAUAAAUCAAGUUUACUUACACACAGGAAAUCAUUCAAACAAAGUAAAUAACUCAAAAACAGCACACAAACCCUGGAUUUACUGACAGUCGUUGCUGUAAUCAAAGGCUGUUUCAGAAGUGUGUGUUGUUUUCCUCUUCUAAAACCAACCCAGAAUUUCAAAUUAACUUGAUCAACCACAAGUAUUGUGGUGGGUGGUAUGGUUUUGCUUUUGCUUGUCUUACAGUGGAAAUUCUGUGUUUCAACCAUGAGCUAUGGUUUCAACCACAUACUAACUCCUCAUAAAGGCAUUAAAACAUUUUCAGUCUGUUUAUUUUUGGGUUUUGACGGAGCUAGGUUAGCUUUGCCUCUGUUUCCAGUGUCUAUUGCAAAGCUAAGUUAACCAGCAGCUGGUCAGAGCUUCAGAUUUAGUGUGAACACAUAAGUUUGGUGUUGAUUUCCUUGCCUAAUUAUACUGUAGAAAACAUUUAAGAGUUGGUUGUUGUUGAAUACCUUUUCUGUAAAUGAGACAACUUUUAAAGGUGGAAAAAGUUUUGUAAGACUUAAAUGUGCUGAUGCAACACUGUGCAGUAGCGUUGGGGUAGGGGGCAGUGUUAACUCCUUCAUAUCUCUCACCCCUUGUCAGCAUGGAGAAUGAAAGUCAAUGAUGGCAAUGCAGAGUAGUUAAUGAAAAGUGUGUUGAUUAACAAAAAAGGAUCAGUGCUAUGACUUCAAGGGCAAAUCCAUCCAUCUCCUUUCUCCUUACAUCAUCCAGAUCCCUCUGGAUCUUUGUCAUCGUGUUAUUGCAGACCCCCUUUAAACCAAGCCUCUCAAUCCACAAGUCUGCUGCCGUCUAUUUAUAACUCUUGCUAUAGCAGAGCGACGGUAUGUGCGUGGAAUAUUAAGCACUCCAACUCGCCCAGGCUCAUCCCCUCCCUGACUGUGGGAGACCGUAGUCAUCAUCGGCUCACUUCCAUACGCAGAGCAGUGCACACUUCAGUCAAGUGCCAGCCAAAGAGCCCUCGCUUUUCUCUCUACUGCUCCUGCCUUCCCUUUUGCACUCUCCCACAAACACACAAUUAGUCGGCUGUCUUUCCCCUAUACAUUAUUCCUCUCUUCCUUCAUGGGCUUUUAUCUCCCCUCUCAUGUUCUUUUUUUUAUUGGUGGGAUUUAGUUUCUUGGAUGUUCAAGCAGCAGGAGGAGACUGGACUACUUUGCAAUCUCAUGACGUCUUACAGAGAGCUGCUGUUGUGCUAUGCAGGGCCGACCAAAACUGCCUUUAAGUGUGUGUGUGUAAGACUGUUGUGUGUGUUAAUGUGUGUGAGAAUCAGGUCUACCUGACCUCUGUGACUUUUUUUCUUCUCUCUGUCUUUCUCAUGACUUUCUCAGAGGUGGCCAGUAUGACUCAGGCCUGAUAGAUCUUUGGGUAACAGAAUUUGCAACAUGUUUUGUUGAAACUUUGUGUAACACAGUUCGAUAUCGAAAUUGAAUAGCUUGGAUUUUUAUAUAAGAGUAUCAUGUAAUUUUUUUGGUGUGACACAAUAUGAUAUAUGAGAUAUAAAUUCAUAUGAUAUGAUACAUUUUCAAUGCAUGCGAUUUGAUAAGACGUCUGCAUUAUCGUGAAAACCAAAAUAGUUAGGCAAUAUCUUUUUUUAUUCAAAGUUCCCCUAUUUUUCUCCACAAAUGGGACAGAAAUCUGAGAGAUAUACUAGAGGAAAGCUCCAAAUACUGAAGACUUUCUUUUUCAAAUACAAAGGUGUGUGUGGGUCAAAGCUCAGAGUAGUCUUUAAAAUUGUCCAUUCAGUUGUGUGGUCAUGCAGAUAGAUAGCGACUACUCUCAGGCAUUUUAAGAAGCUGCUGUCUUUUGUGAACAUAUUCAACAGAUAUUAUAUGAAUUCAGAACAGACUUUUUCCUUUGAUAUGUUGCUGUAUACAAGGCUACAGAUAAAAAGGAUAUGUUUAGACUUAGUCUGAAAAUCUCAUUUUAGACUGGCUCUCAGCCAGGAUAAUAUCUGGGUGGGUUCUGGUAAAAUUGGUCCUGUAAGAUUCUCAUUAUAGGAAAAAAGUAGAGAGCCAGAGGGAUAAUGCAAAUGAGGGUCACAUUAUGCUCUAUUUCAGUUCAUUCACAGCCUUUUUAGAUUUCUAAACAGAAUGAGAGGAUCCCAUCGGAGCUUGUUACGCUGCUGUUGCUGCCGCUUUUACACCUUGAAAAAUGAACCUAAAAGGUUUUUUUUUCUUAAAUGAAAUCCCAGGUUUUCUCAAAUCGAAUGGUAAAACUCUUCUUAGGUUGACAGAAUAUGAUGUUUUCAUGUAAGAAUACCUGAUUGGGGGUUUUGUUUUCAGCUUUUGGGAGACUGAACACAGAGAGCACAUGUACUACAUCAGCACAUGUUGGGUGAAUUGAUCGCCACCAUUAGAAGAAGGCAUAUUACUUAAACAGUAAAACAGUGUGGAUGGACAGCUGGUUAGUGUUUUGUCUUUACCCAUCCUUUAUUUCCAAUUUCAAGUAUUUAAAAAAAACUUUUGAUACAAACACAGAGACACAUGCCUCUCCCUGAAGAUACAGACCCUGUCUAGUUUAUAUACUACAGUACCUUUUGGCUUUUACCCACAAUUCUAAGGUUAAGAUAGCAGUCAAAGGUCCAAGUGGAAUAGGAUAUAAGAGAGGGAUUAACAGCCAGACCUUUGAGUUACACUGCCUAGGCCAAAAAAAGAAAGAGAGAAUUCAAGAAAGAAACAAUCAUAUUGUAUCCUUAGAAGUUGGCUCUUCAGCCCCCACGAUCCAGAGCAGCAGUUUAACUCUACCUGGCCUUGUGUAACAAACUCAAAAUGCUUUCCCAACCUUUGACUUGUAGUUUCAGUGUGAGCUCUUCUUGCUUUCUCUUCUUGCCGUCUCACUGCUGGGAUAACUAGUGGGAAUGACACAUCACUGCUAAACUUUUUCCUGUUUUAUAAUGUAUAACACAAGAAAAGAAAUCCCCUGAGAGUAUUUUCUUCUCAUCUAAGAGGAUGUCAUUUACUACUUAUUUCUAAUGUAAACAGGCACCAUCAUUAGACUCCUCUGCUUGCAUACUAGACCUCAGACAUCAAGGCGAGGGCACCUCUUCAUUUCCAUGUUUUGAAACAAUCCCCACAGGCUUUAACAGAUAAAGGAGAUGACUGCUGAAACUCUUUUUUUCCCUCCCCUCUUUGCUUCCUUCAGUAUUUUUUUCUCUUACUGUCUCAACUAAUAUUUCAAAACUUUGAUUCUCUACCCGGAUCCUUAUCCGAUCUCAAAUCACCUACAGCACAUGACACGAAUCGAGGCUCCCAGCUCAUUUAUACUUGCUCGUCAUCUAUAAUGUGAUGAAAACAGUGCAGACUCAUUAGUUGUGCAGGUUAUCAAUGUCCCAGACCACUCUCUCUUAACAGCAUCUAAGCAGCUGUUUGUCUAAAGGGUUUUCUUACUGGCUGCUCGGCCUGAGGAUGCAUGCAGCAGCCCAACACAGCUGUUCUGACAGCACUACAAAAGCUAACAAGGUCAUGAUGGUUUAGCUUGAAGGGCAAAGUUUCUGCAAAUCCAUCUUCAUGUGCCUUUCUCAUGAAGCAAAUUAUCUAAAUUUCAAUUUUGUAGGUCUCCCUCAAACGUUUACAAAGUCUAUCUAUUCUAUCAUACUUCUAUUGUUUUCAGAAAUCAUGCUUUUUGCAUUUUAAUGAGUGUCCAUGAGUGUUACACACUAGUUUAACAAUUAGCAAGCAGAGUCAGUUGCCAUCAGUCUGUACUAUUGGCCUCCUGUCAUCUUGUCACAGCAGUACUAUGUCCCAGCCAGCCUGCCAAGUGACUUUCCUCCGCCCUUGGAUUUUUUAGAGAUGCUGGGGAACCACAGGUCUCCAUGGCAACAAGAUUAUUACAUCACUACUCUCCAGCUGCUGUCGUCAAGCUGGUGUUUGGCCAAGCUCUGCAGCAACCUGACAGUGACUCCGCACACUUCACACACACACACACACACACACACACACACACACACACACACACACACACACACACACACACAAUUACUGCGGCUGCUGCCAAAACUCUCAGUCUGAACUCCUCAGAUUAGCAGGGCGCUACCAUAUGCUAUACCUGAUGAUUUAGUUUUAGCAUAUGUGUCCCAUAUGACCCUGAAGGGUUUUCUGUUUUGGCUACUUGAAAUUCAGCACAUUGAAUGUUAUAUUAAUGUUAUAUUUAUGGAAAACUUGAAAAUUAAAAUAACAGUCAGUCAAAUAGAGGAAAUGCAGAACAAGGGUGGAGCAACUUAUUACUUUUUAAGUGUAACUGAUAAAAUAAUUAACUUACAUGUCAUCAUUUAUUUCUAUUGACGAUCAAAUUUAUGAUUUAUUCGCAGAACUACCCUGCGACUGAAACUUUUCUUCAGAGAGGAUAUUGCCUCAUGAAAUGAUUGCUUGUCGUGUUUUUAUUAUGAUAGCCUUUUGUCAUGCGUUUAGGUUUCUUUAUUUCCUGACAUUUGAACUGCGCUUUUAUUUUGGUGUACAAGUUACCUCUGGUAGAGCAUAAGAUACAUAACUGAAUGAAAAUAGUUUAAAAAAAAAAUAAACAGUUAAAACGGUCAAGCAAAGCAACCUGAAGAGGCACAAGUUCCAGUGUUGUUUUUGGAUUCACAAUAAAUCUUCAAAUGUCAUUUUUUUGUUUUUUUUAUAUUGCCUUAUAAUCUUUCAAAAAGCUGCUGCAGUUGGCAGUUGGCUCUCGUCUUCUCUGUUGUGUGAUGUGCUGCAACCAGUCUAAUGAACCACAACUAACCAAUUUCUCAGUAAAUACCUUUUUGCUUACACAUUUUGUCAGCCACUGGGCUUUCAAAUUCAGAAAACUUACUAGACUAAUGUCAGGAGUAAUAUAAUUAUCAAUCAGACUGUGAAAUUGUGUAUGAACCACAUCAUACAGGUUCAUUAGGGUUGCUGCAUCAUCAGAUAAUGUUUCAAAUACAGAGGUUGAUGGUUAAAUCUUUGGUCUUCUCCCUUGGAAAGAGAUGAGCCAUCAAGCGCUAUAAAUUAAAAGGGUUUGUCUUUAACAGUUCAUGUAAACUUGAUGCAUUUCUCAAAUUCUGGUCAUAUCAGCAGUUAAGCUCCCAACUUCUAUAGGUACUCACGUUCAAUACAUCUUCUCUGCAGAGACAACUCUUUGGGCGACCUCAAGCUCUGCCAUGUUGAAACUUUAAAUUGUUUUCUUCCAUCAGAACAUUUGGGGAGCAUGUUUUAUUGCUGCGUUCCAGUUGUACCCGGAAGUUGGAAUUUCCAAGCUCCAAGUCGGAAAUUCAUCUGGAACGCUCCCCUGAAGUCAGAUUUCUGACUCAGAAAGUCGGAUGAUCCUCACCAGACCCCAAUUGAUGACAGCGUCAUAAUCCAAGUUGGCAGCGCAGUGCAUCAACAGUAAAGAGUAACAGUGAAAGCUCUCAAAAUGUAUUAUUUAUAAAUUUAGCACUUCUGUUUUGUUUUUGUGAAAUUAAAUAAGUGGUAAAUGUUGUACUGCCCAACCUCUAACGUUGAACAUGGUGGUAUGCUGUUUGUAGAGUAAAUUACUGUGUUAUGCGUUGUUUACAACUGGUAUAGCUAACAACAGCUGACAACUGCUUACAACUGAAACGGCUAACAACAACUAACAGUAGGCGUCCAUCUUGGUUUUUCGACCUGUUUGCUGGAACGCAUCAACUUGGGUGUAACGUCAUUGCCAGCUCCAAAAUCCAACUUCCGAGAUAACCGGAAUGCAGCAUUAGUCAUCAAACCAUUCUAAUCAAAAAACAUAAAUCUUGCAGUUGUCUAACUCUCUUUUCAGCUCAUCAUUUUUUUUUCAGCAUGCAAUAUCAUAUACCUACUCCACUGGAUUGUGUGGGCAUGCCAGUAGGUACAUAAAUGCAACUAAUGUUAGUAAUUUUUUAAACAGAUAAAGUUAUUUUUUGGAGGAUAAUAGAUGUUCUUAAAUUCUUCUAGUAUUGGCAGUUCAGUUAUCACACUAAUAUAUGAUGCAUCUACAAGUUUCAUACAUCGUUUCAGUUAUCUAUAAGCGAUACAGAGAUUUCCGCUCUGUGUCACACUGUGUAGCAGUCAUCUCGACUUGUUGCCUCCUUUACCCCAGUUUGAGUUUUGCCUUGGGGAAGGUAUGUUCUUUAAAAAUUUGGCACUUCUUAAAUGGGGUUAACUGCAUCUGUUAGCCCAAUUUUCUGGGCCGAGUCUCAGUGGAUGCCUGUGAUGGAUGGUCACAUGAAAGCAUCUCUACUACAGCUGCCUCUGAUGUGCACAUUGAGAAGACCAGGUCGCGAUUAAAAAAAAAAAAAGAGGCUUAACAUCAUCAGACUUGUCAUCAGCUUAGCUUUCUCACCUAUGGCUACAUUUUCUCAACCCCUGUCUUUGCUAGUCGGGUUGUUACAAGUGCAAGACGGUAGAAAAGUCUGGCAUGUCCCUCGGCUACAUCAUUCAUCAAGUUGACAUGGUCGCCUUGGACAGGGCAGCAUCUCCCAGAAGGCAUAAUGUACUUCCUGUUUGAGCAGAGGUCAGAAUGACCUAGCUGCCUCGCUAAACCCUGUUCACUAAGACUGCGGUUUUCUCUGAGCCAAGGAGCACUCGUGCCUCUGAGGUUUUCUUCGAGCUGUGAGUGUUCGUAUGAAGAGAGAGUCCAGAGUGGACAGAAGGAGUGAGUACCAGGUGAAUAUUGUCUGGAGGGUGGAGAGUGAAGAGAAGGAUGGGUUAUUAAUACUUCAGGUUUCUUUGCUAAUGCUGCAGUCCACCUAUCAUGGUUAAAGUUACGGCACGUUAGAGAGAAGAGUUAGACUUGUAAAUUCUGCCUCAUUUCCCAUUAAAUUUCUGGUAUAACACUAUCCUCAGAUUUGGAUGGAUGUCACACAUUAUCCUCCUGCCCUUGCUCGUCCCAGCCUUAUGUAAUUCAGGUACAUUUCAGAGCAAAUCUAAAAUAAGAAUUAUGAUGUCAGCACAUAUAUUUGCAGGACAGUCAUGGGUGGUGUGGAUUAAAAAUUCAUACAUUCUCUGAAGGUGGAGGAUAAUGCAGCAGAAUAAGAGGUGGGGUCCAGGCAGAUGUUCGAGAAACAGAGGACAGAGAGAGGAAGGACAAAUUUAAAAGAAGGCAAAAUAAAUCAGUUUGCCUAUAUAUGUAGGGUUUUUUUAGUGGAGCAGAAUUAGUAAUCCUUUUUGUCACCUUUCAUCAUGGCUCAAGUCUAAUUUCAACAUACUUGACCUCAUGCAGUUUGGAUCACUUUGGAGUAGACCAGUCUUUGGGCAUAUCUAGAGGGUCCCUUUGAAAUCAAAGUGCUUCACCUAGGUACCACCAAAAAAACACACCUAACUACAGUUGCCUCAUUACUUUGUCUAAGGCAGGACUUUUAGUUUUAAUUUACUAUUUUGAUAGUGAUGGAAUAGGCUGUGGGGUGUUUUGAAUUUCAUUGUGGUGGUCUUUUAAAAUUAUUACUGUGAACAGGCAUAUUUUAUUCUAAAAGUUAAGCUGAAAAGACUCAUAAGGUCCAUCUCUGUUGAGUUUCUAUUUAAAUUAAAAAAAUUAUACCUAGGAAUACUCAAAUGUGAACAGUCAUGGUGAUGAAGACAAAAAUGUAAAUGAAAUGAAUUCAUUAAUGUGUGUACACAGACACUGAAUAUCACACGCGCUCGUCUGGCCCUCUGGAGCACAAUACACUCGGUCUAAUACCUAUGCUGCAGGCUCCUAGAGUUCAUUCUGAGCUUGGAGGAUCUGCCUCUGGCUUUUUACUUUGAACUCCCUAUUACAAAGGACUUGAAAAUGAAUAUGCUGGAUUCCUAUGAUCAUUUUAGAUCUGUAAUUGUUCAUUUUAACUGAUUCUCUUUGAAGUGAAUGUUUUUUUGUUUUGUUUUGUUUUUUUAUCUUGCUUUUCCUUUUGUUUGACGUCACUAUGAAUGAAGGCUUUUCUCUCACUGAUUUUGAGACAAUGUAAAACCUAAAAAAGAUACCAAGACAAAACAGUUUGAAUAGUACUUUAGACUUUUUUUUAGCAUUCUUUUAUUUGUUUGGCCUGAGGUGCCUAAAUUAGAACGACUGCCACAGGUAGGGCUCUACCUCUCUGGUGCAAUGAGUCAUGAUGCCUGACGUGGUGCCUUGCUAAUCCAGAGUGCUGUCUGCCUCUGAGCAUGUUUUUCCUCUUAUCCAUGUCACUAGUGCAAUCCUUCAGUGGCUACUUAAAAUUUAGGCUACCGGCUCAGGAAUUUUGAUUCAACUGUUAUGAAGAAACUUCCUGAUCACUUGAAAACAUGAACUGUCAUCAUCCAAUCAAGGAUCAAACUCGACUGUGCGAUCUGUCAGAUAAUUUCAGAGCAUUGUUGCUCUGAUUGUAGACACUUUGACAUUCAGCCGCUGCAACAUCUAGUUUUCACACAACCUUAGAGUCACCCUGAAAAAUGAGCAAACUGUUCUCACUUCUCCAAGACUUAAGUGGACACGUAUAGAGGUGUGAGCCAGGAAAUUACGAGUCCUCAGUUCAAUUAAUGAAAUGUCACUUGUUUGAUAUUCAUUUACAGAGACGUUUAUCUAAAAUAGAUACGAAGCAGUGAUGUUAGAAUUCACAAUGGCUCCAAACUAAACAUCAUUAAAAUAAAAGUGUAUAUUAUUAAUGAAUAUAUAUUCAAGCUUUGUCUGAGAGGAUUAAUGAACAGCUAAAUAAUUACAGAGAACUGAGUGGAAACGUUUCAUAAAAGUACAUUUUUAGUUCAUGUUUUUUUUUUUUUCAAGGUUCUUCUCUGACACCAAAACAAAACAUCUUUUCUGUUCACUUAUACUCUUAAUAAAGUCUGACUCUGAGAUCAGAAUGUGUGAAAUUUUAGAGAAUAAAUAGCGUUUCAAAAUGCAGUAGUUCAUGCAGACCUCUCAUUUCUAUUUAAGCCCCCUGCUGUAAACACAUAUACAGGCGUUGUGACUAACUUUGUUUGAUGUUUAAAAACGCUGCACCUCUAUCUGAUGACUUGACAGAGUAGUCCAGGUCCUUGCCUUGUGCAUCAUUUACAUUUUCCCUGAUUUCUCCUCUGUAGUGUGAAGGUACGGCUCAGCUGUCGUCGCUCAUUAAUUAGUCAGUGAGUUCUGACUCUGCAGAAAUGCCUGACCCCGAUUUCCUCCAGAACUAUCUGCAAACUUGGAUGGAACGCUAAUUUGCCCCCGUGGGGAUAAACCACAGUGAAAGUGCUUAGUAUAAAAUCUAGAUAGAGAAAACACUGUUACAGGUAGCUCUGGUGCGAUAAAUCAGGAGCAGUGUUUUCCUCCCUUGGGGCUAAAUGCACCUUUAAUUGCCCCAUCCCCCAUCACUUAAACAGCUUUAGUUUGAUUUAUGAUUUUAAUCUUUAUAAACAGUAUCCUUCGUGUCCAGCCGCCAAGACACAAGUGAGUUGAGCUCUCUGUUGAUUAAAAUGUUUGUGCACUCAUCCGAGUUUUCUCAAUUAUCAUAGUGGCACAGUGGCACUCUGAGCACUAUGUGCAGUCGUGAGUGCUUUUUGCCCUGUGAUUCAAUUUCUGACUGUAUACAACCUGAAUGGAAAACAAAUUGUCACAUUUCAAGGGAACUACAAGACUUUCAUAAUGCUCCUGCUCCAGUAUCAUGGACAACAACCAUGCUUUGUCAUAUACAUAUAAUUGUAUAAUAUAGUUGAGUUUGUCAUUUUAGCUCUUAAGAAAAUACAGUGACCAUAUAAGCUAUGAUAACUCAACAAACUCUAAACCAAAAUGGAUAUGUUCACGAUAUUCAGACCAUCCAUUCAGUAUCUGCUGAGGUAUGUCUCAGUAGACUAAGAUUGUUUUAUGGAUUACUAAAGACUGUGGCCAGUAUGUUUCCUUUGUCCAGCUCUGUGUUUGUGAGUCAUGCUACCUCUCCUACCAAGGCCAGCUGAACUAAAGACAGUUUGAAUGAAUCGAAAAGUCAAUUACAAACUCAAAGGAUCAAUAAGUGUUCUGUUAUUUACACAGAGCAGAGUCUAAUAAUGAUACAGGGUCUUAAAAACCAAUUUCUUUUUAGUAAACCAAUUUAUUUUCCUCUUAACAGAUUUGCUCUCAUUCUGCCGAGGUAUUUUAUGCAGCAUGUACAUCAUUUUGGGUUAUUUGACAUUUUUCCUCCGCUGUGCUGUUUGAAGGAGUGAACCAAUGAUCAAUGUUUACUGAACUAAAUCACUCCGACUCUGCUUGAACGACUCCACAGGUUUGUUUUGAAUCUGUUCCUAAAGUUCAUUUUUAUUUAAUUUUAUUUACUCCACAUGAGGGACAGAGCGCAUUAAUGUGCAUGGGUAUUCAGAUUGAAGUCAUAGCCGAGUUUAUAGAAGUCAAGUGAAUCAGGUGUUUAAGUGGGUAAGUGUGUGUGCAUUGGUGUGUGCAUGCACAUAUGCAUUGGGCCUGUUGAUUUAAAUUUCUUGUGUGAUUGCACAUAGCCCUGUUACACACAAUUUAAAACAAACAUGUUUAUGCAUUUAAUGUUGCACUAAAGCUGCAAAUAUUGCAUGCAUGCAUGUACGGUUUGACAUGGUAUGUCACAAACUACGCCAUCAGACGACCGUUGAAAGUUGCAGAGCUGAAACCAAGCUUCUAUGAUGGCUCCUUUUCUCUCCUCUUCUCCUCUGUGCACCAGAGAGAGUGAUGUAACUGUCGGAGGGAUGAGAACUUUUAACUGAAAGGCUUGUCCUCGAAGUUUCUGUCCUAAAUGAAGUGUUGUCUCGGUGGGAUUUUUCAUGCUAAAUCAGUCACAUGAGCCCAGCUGCAACUCCUCCCCACUUUCUAAUGUUAACCUCUCACUGUGCUGUAAGAGAUCAAAUGAUCCAGCACAGAAGAUAACUUUUAUAAGUAUUUAAAAUGUGUUGAGUCUCAUUCAUUACAUUCAGAAGAAAGGGGGAUGAAACACACCUACAAAGACCUCUGCUGACUAGGGUUGGGUAUCGAGAAUCGAGAAUCGAUGGGAAUCGAGACUAAAACUUCGAUUCUUCUGGUAUCGUUCAAAUAUUAAAAUUUCGAUUCCAAGUUUCGAUGCCGGAGUCCGCCGACCGGAAGAAAUAGCCGCCAAAAAAUCAACGAAGAAGAAGCCGCUUAACACCAACGAGGACGGAGCGCAUGAGACGAAGCCACACAGUAAGUGAAGAGAGACAGAGAGAGAAAGUACAUUGCAACCCACAGCAAUGCAGCCGCUGUGGGUUACAAUGUACUGUCUCUCUGUCUCUCUCCUCUCUCUGUGUGACUUCGUCUCAUACGCUCCGUCCUCGUUGGUGUUCGGCAGCUUCUUCUUCGUUGGUCAAAAGUUUGGCUAACUUUAGCAGGAAGAAUGAGCUCUUAUCUCAAUGCAACAUUAGCAAUACAGUUAAAUCAUGCAAAGGAGGGUAAACGACAAACAUGAUUAAACACCUCAGGAUUCACGGGGGAGAAAUACCCGAGUGCGCGUCUUUGACGCGCUUCGCCGGUGUUAUGCCAUAGAAUGCACCCCUGCUGUUGAAUGCACCCCUGACGGGAGCGCGGUUGAAAGUACACAACAAGGCGAAACAAUCCAAGUUUUUCUUACCGUUGAACGGAAUCUAAAGCGUGUGCCUUUAAUGAUUUCAUUCAGGCUAUUCAGAUAUGCCGAAAACAAUAGCCCUCUGAUUCUGAAUAUUUACUGUCCGGAAAAUAUAAUGUUCUCUACAUUAACAGCUUACUGUACAGUUUAUAUACCCAAGUACACCUCUAUGUGUGCGUUUCUGAGACACAGAAAAAAAAACGAAAGUUUACUGCUCCAUUUGACAUGUUGUCAUGAUCUAAUACUCGUGUUUUUUUAAAUACGAGAUCAUUGUCUUCCACUUUAAGAAGCUAAUCAGUGGAGGGGUGCAUUCUACAGCACAACACCUGUCUUCCGCUAACCAGUCAGGAUCAGAUAAGUGAAACAAUAAAUGACUUCUGUCCUCUGCUAACUUUGAAGCGGUAAACAAAUUGCACUGAGUACGGUGGGUCAACUUAAAUAUCCACCUAACGUUAGCCCUUGUACUUUUUCAUAGACAAACGACCUGACAACAAAAAAUUAUAUUUAUAUACUGAUUGAAAAUAGCCCUGUGAGAAAUUCAUAGUAAAGUUCCUAAAAAGUUAAUAUGAUUUAAAAAUUCAUGGAGAAGUUCAGAAAUUACAUCCAAAAAGAAGAGCUCCAGUUAGCGCCCUCAUUCAAACCAUGCUUUUUUUUUAUGAUAUCCUGCUUUUUAAAAGAAUCGAAAUAAAGAAUCGAUAGGAAUCGAAUUCGAAAUGAGGAAUCGAAAUCGGAAUCGGAAUCGUUCAAAAUCAAACGAUACCCAACCCUACUGCUGACUUUGUUGAUUUUGGCAUCUUGUGCUCAUGAGGGAACUAUGUAUCUUAAGUCUGUUGGCAGACUUAAUGAGAAACUGUAGUUAUAGGCUGCUUUUUUUGUUGUUCUUUGGUGCUCUCUUUUUUCAAAACUCUUAAAGCUGCAGUAAACAACCCUGAUGAGAGCAGUGAAAACAAACCAGAAGUAAAGUAGUGCGCUCUAAAAGCAAAACAAUGUGCUGAAAGAUGCUAAAAUCUCUGACUAAUUGAGGGAAAACUGGGGGUUUGGUUGGAAGUCUUUUGGUUCACAUACUUGCAGUCAUUUCAUCUUCUGGUAACAUAAAGGCCUUCAUUGAAGCAGCUCAAAAGAACAACCACAGAUAUGCUGUUUGUACCGAGUUGAGUUGGAUUUUUAAUUUCUUGAAAUGGUGGUUUAACUUAAAAGGUAUCCAUGGCAACAAGCGUCAUAAGGGACUCCAGCAGAGGAGGUGACUGUGAGUUCAGAAGUUUGGGUCUCAGGACCAGCAAGUACCAUUUUAUUCUUCGGUGUUAACUGCUCACUUUCACCCCUCUGCAGGCUCUUAACUCUUCUUCAAAGUGUACGUUUCCUCUGCUCUUUCAUCCUUCUCGUGUUUUCUCCCUCCUCGGUGAAGAGAAAUGCUCUGGGGAAAGGACUGCUCACUCCUCUGUUGUGUUGGAUAUUGUGUGCUGGCUGAGAUUGCCUGUGCUGUUUGUGUCUGCCCAUGUUAACACCGCUCACAAUGUCCAACAAGAGGAAGCUGGCAGGGCUGCGUGGUUUAACGGGGCAUGUGCCCUUAGAGAAGACUUUGCUCACACUGCAGGCACCCGGUGGUGCCCUGUAGAACAAUCCAUCUUGGCUCUGUUUGAGAUUGCAUCUUAAAAAUUGUCCCACAUUGAAAUGGCUGUUUCUUUCUGUCCUGCAGAUCUUGUCAGGCUGACCUCUUGUGGACCAGCAGUCUUGUAAACUGUCAGUCAAUAUUUGAUAUCAAAUAAAAGUUAAGAGGCCUAAGGGUUAAACUGUGACAGUAGUUUGACAAAACAAGAUGCCAUAAAUCAUCAAAGAGACAGAAGAGACCAUCAGUAGUAUUCUGCUGCUGCGUUGAGACAGCAUCCGCUCCUUGACCCAUCUGUUUUGUUGGACAUUAUGUCAGGCCCGAACAUUAACGCUGUCUGUUUCGUGGCUCAAGCUUUUUUUCCUUUGCUUUUUUCCAGUGGUGUACGUGUGAGGAGUGUGUUGUUGAGCUGAGGGCUGUGUGACAGGAAUAAGAACGACUCCUGGUUGUCCUCUCAGGGGCUCAGUGGAUCUCUGCAGCUCUGCAGCUAAUUGUCUCCGCUGUUCUGUGUCGGCAUUUUGAAUGCUGAUGCAAUGUUGUUCCUGUCGCAAUACCGGCAUAGAAUCAAGAUGCUUCUCCACCUGUGGAGAUUUACAGAGCAAUGAUUACUUUUAGGAAUCUAAAUGUUAACUCCCUGUUGUAAGUGUUUCUCUUUAUUUCUUUGGAGUGAUCCCAGCAGUGAUCCCUCCCAUUUACCUCUAGAAAGGCACACAUUUCUAUGAAAGUGUUGUGUAAAUCUGUGAACAGAUGAAAGAGCUAACCUUGGUUAAAACACAUCAAAUGGAGACAAUAUGUUUUAUAUUGAACAUCAUCUAUUUAACCAUUAGUUAAAUAGAUCCUUUAUUAUCCUCUUUCUUUAGAGCUCGAGUCACAUUUUGCACCGAUGUGUCUGUGUGUUGCUUACAUGCUGACAGCAUGGCCAACAGGGUCACUGUGAAAUUAAUGUACUUAUCGCUCCUGUGAGGAACUAUUUUGUCUGUGUCGACUUUGGCACCCCCUGUGGACUAAGUGGUAACCAUUUUAUCAUUGUUGAUUUUGUCACGUCCUUUAAAAAUGUUGAUGAUUAACAAAAAUCUCCUCCCAUUGUCCCCUAAAAUUAAAUUAGCAGAACACUCUUAGCUGUCUAUAUGUUCAGAGGCAAAGACACCAGGGUUCAAGUCCUGCUUGGUGCCUCAUUUAUGAAGCUGAGCUGUAACUGAGAUAAAAGAUGGAGACUAAAGUAAAUGUGACUGUUGUUGAAAGCCCAACUCUAUUUCAGGUGUACUUGAAUAUCUAUCUUGUUGUAACUUUUACUGUGUAAUCAAAACAAAAUUGCUGCCUAUUAUUUUUCUGAGGAUCAUCUCAAACUUCCUCUUGAGGGAGUAUCUCAUGCCUGUGAAGCAGCAGACACACACACACACACACACACACACACACACACACACACACACACACACACACACACACACACACACACACACACACACACACAAUGAGCAAACAUCACCUGGCUGGUUUAGUUUGAUAGCACAGUUUUUAAUUUGGCUGUUGACCAUUGAUGUAAUGGUUAGGACACAGUUUAAACUAAAUAUGAUUUAAACUGAAAGGAUUUGAUUGGCUGUUAAAAAAAAACACAUAAACAAACAUGUAGAAGAUGAAAUGGUGUUGACAUUGAUGGUGCUGAUUUUUCUUGGAUGGCCUCUGUAUGGUAAUACCAGUUUUGCCUAACUCUGGAAAAUCCUCUGUGACAACUUGAUUCUCUCGAAAAACUGAUCCAUUCCUUUUGCCCAGAUCAGAACUUUUGCUCAAUGUUAAUAUUUGGCUCGGGUGCAACUCAAAUUAAGGCCUCGUAGGGUUGGGUAUUUUAUACAGUUUCCCGAUAUGAUACAUAUCACAGUACAAUAUACAGCAUCAUAUGUUUUGGCUCCAUCCAAAUCAUUAUCCAAAUCUAAAUCACUACACACAACACUUUCUUAAACCUCAGUUUCUGUUUUAAGGAGCUUUUAUGACUUGGCAAAGCUGGUAGAUGCUGUAUGAUGUAUGAACAGCUGUUUUCAUUGGAGUAACUUACCUUUAAACUCAGUUUCUGUUCAUCUUUGCUCUUUAAGGGCAGGUUUUCUAUGACAGCAGAAUUUACCCACAAGUUGGAAAUAAUUUAAAAGGUGUUUGUUUUGAAUUCUGAGUUUGUGCUGUCAGUGUUGUUGCCACUGUCGUCUUGAACUUUCAUGUAAAUGGUGAAUGUCACAGAGGCUUGGGUGAGGAUGUUUCCCACUGAAAUCAGAUUCAGAUAUCCAGUUGGAAGUUGUGCUUACCUGAAGCAGAUAUUUAUGGUAAAUAAAUGAAUUAAAUUUCAUUCACUUUGACUGUAACUGGCAUAUAAUUCUGUCAGUGCCUCAGUUUAAUACUGAAAUGCACUCCUGUACUUGCUGUGAUUGACAGGUAAAAUAUGCUGGCUUUUCUUAAUUUAUCAUAACUGUGAGUCAGCUGAACGCCCCUAGAUCUAUCUGUGUUUGUUUCUGUUUGGCACACUCGCCGUGUUGCAACUGAGUUGCAUUUUAAUGACUCAGCAAAAUCCAUUUUCGAGCUUCCUUUGCCCCUCUCUUGGUAUUUGCAGGCCACGGUGGUUGUGUUCACUGCCAGCAAACACAUCUUUGAAGCUGAGUUCAUGGACUACAACAGUCUGUCCUGCGCUCCAUGUCCACGAGACAGAAGGCUGCCUAGAUUCGGUGAGAUAAUGAGUAAUUUUGGGGAGGAAAAAGUAGAGGGAUGAUAUCUUCUGCUGUUCUGGGGACAAGUGUGAACUCAUUAUGUCAGACUUACACAGGACUUGAAAUGAGCAAGACAUAAUGAUUUUAGGAUUCCAUGCAAUAGUGAUAGUUUACAACUAAAUCCAGCCAGUGUGCAAAAAUAUUGCCUUAUUGCUAUUUUAAUGUAUCCAAAAUGAAAGAAUGAAGUCCUCUUUGCCUCAAACCACACAUUUGGAAAUGAAAUACUAUGCAGUUAUUAACUGAAUUCCAUCAAAACACAAUAGGAUUUAUAGGAUUUGCCCUACUUUAUUGUCUCUUAGGCUGUGCAUUGGCAUAAUAACUCAAAUUAAUAGCCAACCAAAUUCCUGAAUGUGUUGGCAGGCAUUUAGUAACAUAGCCUGGAGCACUGAUGUGUUUUUUUUUCAUGCUGAAUUUAAAGCUUGCUGUCUCCCUGCACAGUGAAAAGCCUUUCAGUGGUGCUGUUUAUGACACAACCCUGAGUGGGAAGAAGGGUUAGAGGGGGCAGACAGGUCAACAUGCAUCUGCAGUAUUCAUCCGUGUCAGGUCAGAAAUUCUGGUAUGUGUUUUUUUAUGUUAGAAUAUUUUGAUAUGUACACCUUUCUCACUGGCUUUCUAUUUCACUGCCGUUCAUAAGUGAAGGGGUACUUGUAUGUGACUGAUUUCAUUGUUAAAAAGUUCGAAAAGGCAAAUUUUCAAUCAUUUCUCUGCCACGGUCAGGGAUAAGGGGCAGCUGGGGCUCAGUUUGUUGAGUCAGUAGUGGUUAGAGGUUUGAUCCUCUAGGUCCUGCUAUCCACAUACCAAAGUGUCGUUGGGGAAGACGCUCAACCCUACCUGCCCUGACUGGCUGCACUCAGUAGUUAGUAAAUGAGAUUACUUAAAACUGAUUGGCUCUACACAUAGCAGCCUCUGCCAUCAGUCAGUACGUUUACAUGACACUCGAGAAAACCGAAUUAUUGCCGUAUUCCGAUUAAGCCCGGACAACUGAAGUGCAUGUAAACACCUUAUUCUGUCUAUAAUCGGAGUUCUCAAACUCCGAUUGGAGUCGGAGAACUCCGAUUAAGACACCCAGAUAAUGCAAUUGGAAUUCGAUUUUCUCUGCCAUGUAACCAGCUUAUUCAGAGUAUGAUCGGACAUUGCGUGUGCGCCACGCCCCCCAUAAUUCCAGAACAAAAACACCAGAGAAGAGGAGUAGCAAAAGUAGUGCGUACAUCAUGUAUGACAAACACAACGCUGUACAAUGCCCCAUCUUCUUGCUCGAAAAUGCCCAGCAGCAGUUGUAGUCACUUCUGACGUCUGGCACUGACCUGGUGUUGUUGACGGUUGUAUGAGGUCGGAAACAGCACCACUGAAAAGACCCAUAUCGCCCCCUAGUUUUGGGGAGGAGGGAGAAUUAUGCGCUUAAGCUGUGCAUGUAAACGCACUGAGUGUGUGAAUGUGGUAUGAAUGGGUGGAUAUAACGUGUGCACUUGAGUGGCCAGAUGUAUGGUGGCCAACAAAGGCAAAUGAUCUGCAACGACACGAACGAUCUUCAUUACAAGAAACCUGCUGCAAAUAAAAAACCUGCCACAAAACGUUAAAACAACUUCAUGAACUGCAAAAGUGCUGCAAAUACUCAAGGAAUACAAGGCAAAAACACACAAACAAUGAAAGCAGCUGCAAAGAACGAUAAAAAAGUGCUCCAGGCCCAUGGGGUCCUUGGUUGACAGGGUUGCUGCUUAAUAAACACCCAGUUCAACAGUCAGGAGAACUGAACCUGAGAGCCUCCUGCUCAUCUGGGCCUUCUCAAUCACCGGUGUCAAAGUUCAGAUCGGACCUGCUGUAAACUUUUUGGCUGUGGUAUGAAUGAUUGGUCAUUUUAGGUGCUUUAUGAACUGAGCUUACUUUCGUGUUGCUUUGUGUUACUCUCUGAGCUUUGAUAUAUAUGAUAUGAUAUGAGUUUGCACUGAAGGAUGCUGUUGUACCAUGUGGUGCUGGAUAGAAAAAAGAAAACUGGCUGUGUCCAAUUUGAAGUGGUUUGCAGAGCUGUGUUUUAUACCCUCUAAAAAGAAAAAAAAAGCUGAAAAGAAACUGUUUUAUUUGGUUCUCCAGUGUUUUUUACUCGCUAACCUUGCUGCUGGCGUGGAGGCUAUGAUCUGCAUAAAACUUAAUGUUUGUGCUCUAUACUCCGUUAUGCAUUAUUAUGUAUCAUUCAGGGACCACACAUAAGACUUUAAUAUGCUAUUUUCUUCUUCUGUGUUUUCCAAUUAAACAUCUUCUAUUAAAUAAAGCUUCAACUUGAAUAAAAAAAGCGUGCUGCAUCUUGAUAUAGAUUAUUUGUCUCACACUUGAAAAGCUGACAGAGGUUAUGCCUUUAAACUGCUUCAGACUUGUGUAAACCUUGCAGAAAAUGCCAACAGAAGAAAAGAGAUUCUAUAAAAAAAUCUUUUUUUAUUCAUCCUGCAGGCACUUGUUUCCACGGGAGCUGUCUUGUUCUGGACCUUUUGAGCUUUUGUCUCUACCAGGUUUCAACUUCACAACACAGUUUCCAAAAUCUCUUCCUUUUCACACCUCAGUUAUAAUUUUAAAAGCUAAGAGCCAAAGUCUAAGUAUUUUGACCUAUACAUCUAGUUCUCUUUAAAUUAUCUUAACCUCUGUCAUACUUCCUUACUCUCUGCAAACACCAUCAUUUCUCUGCGCAACAUCAGAGUGGAUAAUCAUGCUAUUUGUCACCCGUCUUUGCUCAUCUACCCCCAGCUGUGCAGUGUUACUGUAAAUGCGCCUCAUUGAGAUAAUAUCUUUAAAUGAACUUAUUUCCAGAUCCUGCUCUCUGAAUAUUCAGUCAUGCUUUUGAAAGGGUAUUUAUCUUUUGCUGAGGAAUUUUAUGUCAUGAUGCCACCGACACCUGUUCAUAUUUCUGUGAUUGAUUAACUCCUUUUGGCUUUUUUUGUUCUAUGAGAGCCUGGUCUGAUCUGAGGAGGGGACAAGGUGAAGGUAACAUACUGAGAAUUUGCAUCAGGGUGCUGUGAAGCUGGAUUUUGAUCGUGUUUUUAGAAAAACAUCAGAGAAAAAUAUGCUGGGUUUUUCACACUGAAUACUUUGAAAUUCCACCAAUUAUGUUUGAGUCCUGCCACAGACUAUUGAGCUGUCAGCUUAUAUCUGAAAGGAGUAAGGCAGCUCUGGCAACACUGCAUGAAUACAAAGUGUUAGUGGGAAGAAUUAAUUGUUAUGUUGUGCAAUCUUGUGAGUAUCUCAUCAUAUUCACUGUACUUAAAUACUAUUUCCUCACUCCAGAUUUUGGUGCUUAUCAAAAAGUCACAUAUAUGAAACAUUUCCUGCGAAAAUAAAAGGUUUGACAGUUAAUCAAACAUCAAUCAAAACCAACAUGCAGACCACUAAUCAACAUAACUUUGCAUAAAAACUGCUUUUUUUGAAUAUUUUAGCCUUUAAUUUUUAAACACCCGGCACUAUUUGCAGUUAUUUUACAGGUCUUAUCACCCAUUCAACACAUGUAAUGGUUUAUGUGAGUAUGACAGCCUUUGACCUUUGCACUGCCCUUUCCAGUUUUUCUAAUAAUAACUACAAUUUACUUCUACCAAGCCAGCAAAAACGUGCAUAUUUUCUUAAAAUGUUGCCCGACAUUAAAUGAUUUAAACACAUAUGAGCAACUGUGAAAGUUAUACAGCAGGCUGAAGGGUUUGUGAAUGAUUUAUGAUGAGCUUAUUAUUAUCUUACGCUCUGACUUUCUCAUUCCUGCUUCUUCUGGAGGUUUGUGCUCCCCACUGACUGAUACACUUCCAAGCUGUAUGUGUGUUGUGUUGUUUUGUGUUGUGUAUUCUGUGUUUCAAGUCCUGUGUGGGUGUUUAAUCAUUGCUCAUGUGUCAAGGUUAUACGCAUUAGAUGAGUAGAGGGCUGUGCAUGCCUGCAGGUUACAACGCUGGGAAAUACAGUUGUGCAGAGGCGUAGGUGAAGAAAGGGAGACUUUUUCCAUUUAAAGCAUCAGAUUUUCAUGAAAAGAGAGUUGACAUGAAUGAAUUCUGUGAUGGUCAGCAUUUAUAUGAAAAUAUAGUUAUAAAUAAAAAUGAUACAGUUCGUUCAUGAGUGCUUUUCAAGAAAGGUCACCAUCCAAAUACUACAGCAGUAUAGAUAGAUUUGGGGCUCUAUUUUCUUCUCUUUGACUACUGCACGAAAAUUGUGAUACGCCUCGCCGAUGGCAGAUUUAAAGGCGAGGAGAGGAGCUGAUGUUAUUGGUCAAUACAGGUCUCAGCUGUGUUAAACCCAUAGACUGUAUAUAAGAUGGACAGAGUCUGCCUCCUCGCUGGGUGAAGCCACUCCGAGAACAGCACCCUCUGAUGGUGGGCUGCAGUACAGAUCAUAAAUCCCGCCUCCGCCAGCAAAGCUUAUGGGACUGUGGACAAACUUUAGAAAUUUAUUACACAGAACAUACAUUUUUCUCCCCCCUGCUUGUGAUGUUGACAUGUAGUUAUUGUAAGACUGGUUUGUGCCCAAGUCCUUUUUUUUCUGUACAACUCCAUUUUUAAAAGUUAUUAGGGGUUCAUGUUUUCUAUGAUUGACACCUGGUACAGCCUAUGGGCGUUCAGGGAUUGCGUAGCUCUUCCGGGGGGAUACGCUGUUUGAGCCGAGCGUCAUCACAGGGACUCUCGGCGACUGCGCGGCCGAAUGCGCACAACGCUACUGCGCAGCUCUGGUUUCAAGGAAGUGGAGAAAAACCCGGAAUUACAGAGAGCUUUUUGGCUUCAAAUCCGUAUACAGGCGGAAGGCGGAACCACGGUGUCCAUCUUAUAUACAAUCUAUGGUUAAACCCACUCCAUGCCCUCUCUCCUCCCUCGGUACGACUUAUGCCGCUGGGAGGAGCUGAGUUAGGGAGGGGGGAUACUUACGCCGGGCUGCGCUGCUCACCAAAAUAUCAAAUUGUGCUUGGGGGUUUUCAUCUCUAGACUUGAAGUUAAACAAACUGCGAGUGGUCAGGUAGGUAUGACUGGAAAAGGGUGACUGGAGUGCUGUUAUUCCUGGCAUUUCCGAUUCGGGAUGCACCAAUCCAAUAUUUGAUAUCAGUAUCAGUAUCGGUCCUGAUAGUGAAGAAAAUCUUAGAUCAGGUAUCGUGACAAUGGGCCCGAUGCAUAAGGGCCGAUCAAUUCAGUCUAACUCUAUCAUCCCUUAAUUUAUGAAACUAGUUAGUGAAAAUUUAAAGUUGGAAAACUUCAGUAGAUUUUUUUUUUCAACAGAGUUGUUUGCAAAAGAAGAUCACCCUAAGUAAGGGAUUAUGCAGGAUGAAUGACAAGUUAUGGAAAUCAGCGUCCCCGUGGUGAACUUCAAACAUCAGCAUUUUUCUGUUGGCAUUUUGAGCUGAUGCAUCAAAUGACAGCAGCCUCUAAUUGAGGUCUUCUGCCCCAUAACCUUUAAAGUCUGGCAUUUUCUCUAUACUUAGCUAUAGCUCUUUAACUCUUAUAAAGUUAAUUGCCUGUUCUGUUUUGUGUUGUGUUGUGUUGCUUCAUGUCUGUCUUCUUCAUUCUGGUUAACGUGUCUUUUAUUCGGUUUCCCCCAUAUUUGAAUGUCAUGUGCUGUUCCUGAGUGCCCCACAUAUAGAGGCUAUGGUACUUAUUGCUGCAUGUCUUCCCCCACUCUGAACUCCCCACAUUCCCUGUCUUUCUUCAGUUGUCCUGUCAAAUAAUAACAAAAAUACCCAAAAUUAUAACUUUAGCAGCCAGUUUGAUGUCUUUGGUUUUCAGCAGGAUGUUUUGCAACCUUUCCUGACAUAAUAUAUCACUCUUAGUUUGUGAAAAGAUGUCUGUUCUGAGUCUUCUGUCCUUUUUCUCUUCACAUCCACCCACAACAGAAACACAGCUGUCGAGGAAAAGGAUAGUUCAGCAGGUGUGAAGCUGUUCUGGUGAAAACGGAAAAAGAAAUGCUUGUAUUUGAUCCUAGAUAUUGAGGGAAAUGUUUUUUUGUGCCAUCUUUUUGAACCGCUGGGUUUUUCUCAAGUUUCUCUUCUUGUUUUAGCAGUAUGUCCUCCACUCUUUAUCAAAAGAUCAGUACAAGAAGAAACCUGUUUUACUGCUGCUCCUCCUCAGGUUUCCAUUCACAAAACUAUUCUGGCAGCCUCCUGACUCUUAUGACAGUGACUGCCACAUUGUCCCCAAAGGAAAUAAACCAAUUCAUCCAACGCUCAAGUGUGCUCAUGGUGCAUUCUGGGGAGUAUGAGGAGAGAUAAUGAAAAUUCUUUUGUGCGGAGGAUACAUUGCCUUGAUACCGGCAGUGAGCAUGUCAGUCUGUGUUUGCACAUCUGGUGCUGUGAUAAAAUAAGACAAUUUUAAUCUUGUGCUUGCAUGCAUGUUUGCCUCUGUGUGUGUGUGUGUGUGUGUGUGUAAAGAAAGCCUGCUGUAUGUGUGAGCUCUGAAACAGCACACUGCCCUUCUCAAUCCUUGUCAGAGUGCAAGCUCUGCAGACGCAGGGCGCCUUCAUCCAUUAUGGGUCGUGAUCAGUAACACGUUUGACCUGCUGUCUGCUCGGUCAGGGCAGCAGUAUCGUCUGUAUGCGCUCUUAAAAGAAGGCGCUGCUGUCUAUGGUGUCAGAGAGCUGAGUUUUUUGUUUCAGUCCUGCUCUGAGGCUCUGUUCAUGAUGUGUAGAUAAAGUCCUACCACAGAGAUAAGUGUUUUUGCAAAGUAUUGAGAGUCGCGUUUGAACUGUUUUUUACAUCUUUUUACUAGAUCUAAUUUAACCACAACAUGAAACAUGAACAGUAUUUCCUACCCUGUCGUAGUGGGCUGAGUGGUUACUCAACCAGGUAAUAACACCCUGCAUUAGCGGCACUCUAUGAGUUAAUCUCUUAAAUGGGCUGCGAUUAAAACGUCUAAGAAGCUGAGUAGUUGUUUGGUGGAGUGACCUCUGGGUAUUUACUUCAAAUCGACUCUCAGGGAAAAUCUCACAGCUUUUAUUUCUGCCACUUUGCAUGAAUGAAAAAACACUCCACUGCUGGAAUUUAUUGACCUCACUCAAACGAAAAAUCAAUGUUACACGGUAUAUUUGAUUUCUGUUGUUUGAUUUUCAAGUGUUUUGUUGCUUUGAAAGAAUUAAGACAUCCGUUUUACACACUUGUAUUCAAUAAAAAAGUGUCACAAAGGAUUUGUCAUAUCAGACUUAAGUCGAGUAGACAUUGACAUUCGGACAAUCUUAACACUCGUCAGAGAAAGCAGGCUUCAGUUUCAGCUGUCAUGUGUGAUUAAAUAUUCCAGAUAAGUGCACUGUGACUGAUUUGAAUCACCAUGGCAGUGUUUUUGAAAGCAGGUAGAGGGUCUUGAAUACCAGGGCUCAAAAUCUCAUAUUGUUUGCCAUUAGUAAUGCAUUAACUUAAAUGUACUGUGGGGAUUACUUUCUCAUACCGAUGCCUGCCAUCAGGUUGGAUUUUCCACUAAAUAAGCUCCAUGAUGGGUCCAUAUUAAGCACUUAUUUGAAGGUUUCUACAUCUAGAACUGGUAAAUUUUAGCAGCGGGCUAACAUUGAUUUUGUCUGUAAGUGAAGGUUUAACCCAAAUAUCACGUUGUCUGAGUCAUAUUGUUGUUUUGCAGUUCAGUCUUUUAAUUCACCACACCUUCCUCCAGUGUUUUUGGUCGUCUCCUCCUGGUAAUGACAUUUCAAAUUCAUGCUCACACUGUUUUAUAAGCACAGUGAUGUAGAUUGAUCAAUCUACAUGGUCCAUUUUUGUUCAUUCAGCCUGAAAAUAUCUCAAAAAGAGUUUUUGUAGAUUCACAGUCCUCAGAGGAUAAAAACCUGCAGAAUCUGAUGUUCCCUGAUUUUUCCUCAAAGAUUAAGGUAAGGGGUAUAGAUAUAGUCUGCAUCUCAGAGGAUGGCCUAUCUGGUUCAUUGCAGUGUACCACAUAUAAGCUUAAAAUCUGAAAGUUUUAUUUGAGCAACAAACGCACAAAGCUGAGCAGGAAAACACUGACAGAUUACCAUGAGGUGAGAAGAUGAGCUUAAUCACCUGGGAUCAGAAACCAUGAAAAAAGAAGAAAAACAUGGACUGCAUGUCUGUAGUUAGCAUGUCAGUAACUCACCUUAUCCAAACAGUGUAUGGUUGUAGUUUUUUUUCAGGGGCAUCAUGUCAGAUUCAUCCUCAGAGAACAUAUGAGCCCACCUUGUUUUGCUUUUUUGCAAACUUUUUUGAGACUACCCUGUUUUAAAAUCCCUGCAUGAUUUACUCCAUCGUCAGUAACAGUGCAGAGGUGCACAGAAUUCAUGUGCUAGUUUUCUUAGGGUUGAUGAAACUAUGUCAAGUUUAAUCCUUUAUACCUGCAGCAAAUGUGACAUUAUCUCUUACCAGGCAGCAAAAGUUCCGUAUUGGUUGAGCACGUGGCUCUCUGUAUUGCUAUCGUGCGGUCGUUAUGGUAUAACUAGAGAACCAAGCGGUCGGCAACAUUCACCUCUCGACGGGGUGUCUACCUCGGUGUCAAGGUGUGUUUGACCCUAACUUAAUUUUACGCCGGAAUAUCCCUUUAAUUCAUUUUCUUGCUCAUAUAUGCCCAACCCUUCACCAGAAUGUGUAACUGACUGUGCAGCACAGAUUUGAUGAUGAAUUAAAAAAGCAUUCAUUCACAGAGUCAAUCAGAGCUGGUUCGAAGUUUUCCCUUCACACCACAAAGUGUAAGGCUACACAUACAUUACAAAGACAUGACUCACUUGCCUCAUUGUAAGUACCUGAUGCUGAAUUUUAGCACCGACAGCCUGCUGCAAAACAAACAUGAGCCAUAUCUACACACAAAUAAUUUUCCUUCGAUCAUUUUUUCCUCUGUAUUUGCAGCUCUUGUUCUGGAGAUGACCUGCUUUCAGAUUUGAUCUAAGGUUGCAGCUGUGGUGCAAGUUUGGUUUAAUUAUUUUCAAUAGAAACCCCAAUUCUCCACCCUCUCUGGAAGCUUAUUUACAAAUGUUAAUUAACUGUGGUCUCAGGGCUGUCUCUGCUUAGUUCAUUUUUAAACCAGUCGGUAUUAGGCUCUGAUUUGAUUGAUGUGGAGCUGGUGAGCUGCUGGCUCCCCUUGGCAUAGUCCUGACUAAUCACAGCAUGGUAGUGCCAUGACCACCGCCCCAUCUGAUUGGUUCAUUCUCUCUUCUUCCCACUGAGAGAUGCCGACUUCAGGGAUGAGGAAGAGGCAAAUUAGUUCAUGUUCAUUGUCGUCCCCCUACAAAUCUACCACACCACAUUAAGAGGGAUGCUGUUGCACCUGUUGUAAUUUGUGGAAAAGGGGAAAGAUUAAAUUUUGCAGUGACAGCACAGAGAAAUCACCUGAACUCAAAAUGCCUUAUUAAAAUGAAACAAAACAGGGCGAGCCAGUGUUUCCUUGUCCUCCAGGAGAAAACACCACUCCUCAAGAUCUUUCUGCAAACCUACAUAUAUUCAACUACCAACUUACUACUAAAACUGCAGUAAAAAGCUGGCACAUUAUCAAAGGAUGCUAUAACAAAUUAUUUAAUUACGUUCCACAUGCUAUAAACCUAAGUUUGUUGAGUUGUAAACACUCGUUUUUAGGAGAACCUGUCUCUCCUCAUUAUUUAUACAAGACAGUCGUUUAUUUGCUGCCAACAUGUUUGACUGAGAUGAGCAGAGGUAUUAUCUCUCUGUGUACCUGGUUUCUUUAGGAGCUGUAAGUCUGCUCUGCUCUAAUGAGCUUUCUUAGUCUGUAGUCAAAGAUAUCUAGCAGAUGUCUGAGUUUACUACAGCAGUUUUACACCCUGGCAGACACCAGAUGGUAAAAGUAUGAAGAACUGUGUUUGCAGAGAUUGUUCAUAAAUUAUUUGAGAUAUAAAUUUGGUUUGGUUUAAGGUGUUUGUGUUUGUCUUGCAGCUGUCUGAGCAGACAGAACUGUUUGACUUGGUUUCUAAUUGGAGUUUAAUGUCUAGAUAAACCGUCAGACUCAGGUAAAACCUCAUGCAGAAUAAACCUCAGACCAAUAGACAGAAGUGUGGAGCACAUUAAGUUUCUAUUUGCAGAAAGUCUCUGGUGAUUGAGGCUACGUUCCAGAUUUUUGGCACAGUUUCACGGCUCUAAUUUAGCGUGUCCCCUCAUUUCUUAAAAGGCUCGGCUCAGGAUGGCAGUAAUGGCUCAAUGUGAGAUAAAUUACACGUCAGUAAUAUCUUGAGGCCAAAGUCGACAGUGCUGUUAAAAAAGUGAGAAUGACAUCCCUGUUGACCUGUGUGUGCUAAAAUUAAACAGUUUAAUCAAAUGAAACCUUAAAACUACUUCUGCUUUUAAUUCAAAAACAUUCAAGACCUGGAAAUCAGCUAAUUUACUCACUUUUAAAAAGAUAGAACCAAAAUUAACUUUUCAUCAUAAACCUAUUUGUGCAUUUUUCCUCUCUAAUCAACAUUUUUUAGUUUGCCUGAUUUGGUUAAUAUCAGGUCAAAUAGAGAAAUUUUAACUUAUGCAAAAGGAAAGAGAUAAAACUGAUCCCGGAUCCCGGUGUAACCUGAAAGUCGCCUGUUUCUGUAUCAUUUAUCAGCUGUAAUGACGGCAUGAUAUGCCUCUUAUAUUCAUUCUGUAUGUCCUUGAUGUUUCUGUUAAUGCCACACCAGUGUUGACGUGUGGAUCAAUAUCUGUAGGAAGUUUAGGCUAAUACAGGUCUCCUAAAUACAGCUGACAGUGCAUCUUCCCUCUUCAAUAUUCCCAUAGUGACCCUCACCUUCACUCUGUCUGUGACUUCCAGCCAAGUCAGACAGAAACAACUGAAAAAUUCAGCUCAAAAUGACCUCAAGAAUAUGGGAUGAAUCUGAGGAUUUGUGUCUCAGCAGGAUUUAAAUAUAAAUUGAUAGUUUUAUACCCGUGAAUAGAUGCUGAAUAUACAUUUUGAAUCUGUAUGUGUGGAAUCUGAUUUUGGUAAUGGAGGUUUUCUGGUUCCCCUUAAUAGUGCAGGUGGUAUUAUCUGUUUUAUUAUAGCAGGCAUUAGCCAAAUGCAAAAAGUCAGUAUAGGGGUUUUAACAUAACCCCUGAUGCAAACCUAGGACUGACCUGCAGUUAUCUAACAACAUUUUUGAAAAAUAUUUUUAAAUAAUUAUUUAUGUCGCACUUUUAAAACAAAUGAUCACACAGUGUUUUACAGUCACAAAAAACAAGCAGCAGAAGUCCGAUUAUCUUACACAUAUAAAUGUAAACCAACUAAGCUCUAAACAAACAACCAUAAGGGUCACUCACAGACUCUGCACUGAUUAGCCCAGAUAAUGUUAAUAACAUUAUCUGGGCUUCUUAAACAGUAACUUCAUUAUAGUCCUCUUCACUCGCACUGUGUUGGAAAAAUGCAUCACUCACACAGGAAAAGUUUUGAGAAGACAAACAGACAACUGACAUUAAGGUGCAAAUGAAAAAUGGCGUCAUGCAGGUGAAUUAAUGUUUUAAAAUUUCUCUAAAUUAAGAAAUAUUUUGUGUGUCUUUGGUUUACAUCUGAAUUAUGAUGAUAUGAAACAAAAAGGUCAACAAGCCUUAUUGAAGUUCUUCCCAAGAGAAACUUAACACUAUUAAUUAUAAAUUUAAUAUAAACAGUCAUUGUUUUAUUUUUUUAAUCUUCAGGUUUAUUUCUAUGUCACACUUUGAAACCCUAUCUGAUCAUAUUUUCUAAAUGACUCGUGUUUUAGAUUUUCUAUGAAGUGCACUGAAUUGUAGUUUCUUUUAAAGGUGCUAACAGACAAACUGGCUUUGCAUUUUCUUACGCUCAGACUGUAAGUUGAAGGUGAAGGUACAAUACUGCAGAGCUUGUUCAGAAACUGUACAAGGCAGGAGUUCUCAACUUUUCUACAAAUAGCAAGUAUUUAUCUGCUCCCCCGCUUGACUGUGAACACGUUUCACAAGAUAUGAUAUGAAGCCAUUAUGAUUUACUCAUUUGUAUUUGCAUGAUGUCAAAUUUAAUGUUAUGUUUAACAACUUAACAAAGACAUACAAAUAAAGUUAGGCCAAAUGCUGGGACAUCAUCUGUCUACAUGCAAAGUGUGUGUGAACACAUGAAUCAUCCACUGAUUAUUGCACAGAGCUGAUCACUCUAGGCUGCAUUGUAUUUGAAGCAGUGAAGUCUACCUGAUGUUCACUUUGAGCAUGUUUUUGCUGCACAAAAACAUAUUUGAACAAUUGAAGCUUUGUUUGUUCUCGAGUGUCUCAUCUUAAUUUUUAAAAAUCACUUAACAUCAAAUUGGCACUUCUAAAUGUCAAUGAACACGAACGCAGCAAAACUCUCAUCACACAGCAAGGUUGAGAGGAAAAAGUUUGAUGUAAAGCAGCGAGGACUCUUUGUAAAUGCACAGCUCGAUCCCUGGAGCAUGAGGGUUAGAGGAAGGACAGAGAGAACAGGUGCACAGUGGUUUGGCUUCCUUUAAUGUCAAACACAUCACUGCCCUUCUCCUGAAGGAAAGCCUGAGAGACUCCUCCACCAGGUCAGCACUGCUGUCUUUCUUCCUUUUAUUUUGUUUUAGAGCUCACUCCCUUUUUGUCAUUCGUUCAUCUUCCCAUUUCUCCUGAAAUCCUGUCGACAUCCUUCUCUUUUAUUGUUUUUAUCCACUGCCUAUCUUGUUCUCUUUCUUCUCUACCAGAGCAUUAAAGCAGUGGUGAGCACUGGCGGUAUGGUUUCCUCUUUAAUGUAACUCUUACAGGUUUCCUGCUCUAAGGGCCACUUCUCUAUUGUGGCAUCUCUGUAAUGGAGCCCCUGGGAGCCUGAUCCACAGUCUCUAAACGAGACAGGAUUUACACGCCUGAGACCUGGUUGUGAACAUUUUCACAGCAUCUCUGGGUCCAGGGGCAAUAAGAUGGCAGCCUGCAGACUGUGAAUAUCUUACAAGGGGAAAGCUGUCUCUUUGUGGGUUUCAGAGGCAUGUAGUGGACACAAAGAGACUGUGAUGGGCAGUAGAAGUGAUCUUAUGCUUGAUGAGAGCAUGUUGUAGCACAGCUGAAUGCGAGAAUCUGUUUUUGGAGGGAAUUUUCCUGUUGAAGGAGAACUCAAAUAGUGCUCAAGUCAAGCAAAAAUAAAAUUCAACAAAUAAUAUCACUGGAUAAUUAUUUUUUAGAGGAAACUGAAGAACUCUCUGCUUGAGUUAAUUUGAUCAGGAGUAUCAUUUUCCUCACAGACUACAAAGACUGGUGCCUUUGCUCGCUCAUGUGCCUGUGUUAAUGAGAUAGUUCCUUUUUUUCAAGUGGGGUCGUAUGAGGUACUUAUAAAUGUAAGUUAAUUUCCCACAGGGGAUCCUGCUCAGCUUUGUUGUUGAGAGACAUCCGGAAAAAAAACGAAGCAGAAAUGAGUUCACUUUACCACUUUACCAAGCUCAACUCAAACAUACUAAGGUUGAUGUAGUUAAUGUACACUAUAUUAAGCACUUUCUUUGCUGUCAGGAAGCCACUUUGUUUCAGCAACAAGCACAACAGGCACAUGAGUUUCUCUGCCUGCAGCACACUGAUCAGUGGGUUGGGUCUGCAGGUUGGAAAAAGACAAAAAAAAUACAACAAAACAAAAACUGGAUUGAUUCCUGCUGCAAUAAUGAUAUGCAAUUAGUGCAAAGAGAAAUAACAAGGUUCAAUGGACCAAAGACAAGAGAAGGAAAAACUCUAUGCAAACCAGAGAGCUGGAGAGAUCCACCUGCAGAUGUGUAAACUGUGAGCCCACAAACAAAAAGAACUACCAUGGCCACAGGGAUUGGUAUUGAUUGUAUUUUAGGACCUUUCUGAAGCCGAGGAUACCAGUGGCUCACAUGCAGCUGCAGUCUAAAUCACUGCAGAGUUUGCUGUUGCACUGAUCUUCUGACCGUUACCCCCUGUUAAUAAGUGAAAGAAUACUUGAAAAUUUAAAGGGAAAUAUAUCUUCAACCUGCACAGGUUAGAUAAUAAAAAUACACUUAUAUUUAACCAAUACCCCAUUUUAACACAAUUUAUAAAGGAGCAAUUUAUAACAACAAACCAGGAUUGGGGGCCAAAAGCAGGACUAAGGAACCAGAUAAAAGUUCAGACUAGGUCUUAUUUAGGCAAGGGUUUGGUACACAGGCAGAGGUAUUCGAAUCGGCAGGCAAAAAAUCUGUCCAAAAAACACUCUGUUAGUCAAAAACAGGAAGGCAAACACUAGGAAACUGCUGGAGCGUUUCACAUGAGGGAACAAGACAAACUGGCACAGAAGGGAAAGAAGGCUGAGCUUAAGUACAAACAGGGAGUGGAGAUAACAAGAUACAGGUGGACCACAUUAGGGCAAUCAGGGAGCAGAGCACACAAGGGCAGGAAGUUAAGAGCCCUGAAACAAAAGACACAGGCAAGUUUCAAAAUAAAACAAGAAGAACAUGACAUGAAACAUGAGGAAGGGUAAAUAAUGAACUUAACUAAACCAUAGACAUGACACAGUUUUCCUUAAAUGUGUCCAACUAUGAGCUGGUCAGUCACAUUUGAAAGUAAUAAAAAAAAAAAUAACUUGGUCAAAGUAUGUCAGGAAUAAAUUAGAAAAGAAUUGGUUCACCAAGCUUAAAAUAGACAGAACCACCAUGUAGUAAGAUUUUAGAAUAGGCAUAUUUAAAGUAAAAUUGAGUUAUCUGUGAGUAAACAAAACUUUCAAAGAGUCGGAUAAGAGUAAAGAUACCACUCUGAUGUCUGUGUGCUAACUUUUAAGCCUGUAAUAAACAGAGAUUAGCCUAGCAGACAGACUGAGCCAGAGGGAAACUUCAGAUUAUCACUUCAAUUAACUAACUCUUAUCUGCAGGCUGUGAUUCUGUCAAGUGUAGUUACUAAUCCUUUCAUUGUCUGCUCUUUGUGUUUUAUAAACUUUUGGGAGGGCCAUUUUCUUUCUUUCCCUCCGUGUUCUCAGUCUCAAUGCUAAGCUAUGUAACUCACCUUCAGGUUCUUGCUCUAUAUUUGGCACAAUAAAAGUGGUAUCGAUCAUCCCAUCUAACGCUCAGCAAGUGUGAAUGAAAGCAUAUUUUCCAAAAUGUCAGACUUUGGCAGUUUAAAAAGGUUUUGUCAGUCGGGGUUGGAGUGGGAUUUAUUUUCAGCCCGGGAGUUCAACCCAAUUCAGUUCUCAACAUUUUACAGGAGAAAUACACCGAACUUGAGCUUUACCUCAUGAGUCCAAAAUAGAGCACUAGUCGUCACAAUCAUAGUAUAUUCAUUGUGUGUCUGAUCUGGAAUGUAGUUUAGGAAAAAGAUUUGAGAAGGAAUAGAGAAAAAUGACAACUUGUGUUUUUUAUGGGAAAGCGACAUCAGUGAUGAUGCCCAUUAACUUUUUGGGAAGAAUGUAAACUUAUUGUGUCAUAAGAGAGAGGAUGUAUAUGCGUGCGUGAAUGAAUCUCUUGUGAUAGGUGGUAAAUUAUAUGAAAUAAAAAAAAUUAAAUUGGUUAAUAAAGAAAAAAAUAGGAAAAGGAUGUUUUAAGUGCAGCCUCUGUGGUCUACUGUCAGUGUGAACAGGCCCUAAGAGUCUUACAACCAGCCAGCCCACCAGGAAUUAAUGUGGUUCCCCAGCUUAGCCACCCCUUAGUCUCACCAAAUCUGAUGUUGAAUAUUCUUUUAUGAUUUUUAUAAUGAAUUCCUCAUGUAAAUAAAUAUUAAAGCAGUUAUACAGUGAAGGCACAGGCAUGCAAAACCCACAGUUUGCCUAACAUGCUACAUGCAGUGUUUUUCCUUGAGCUAUAAUGCAGUUAAAUCUUGGUGCUGAUAUAAGCUGAGCAAUUCAGAUAAGUGUCCAGUGUGCAGUGCAGCAGAAAUAACUCACCAGCAUGAAGCCAAGUGUGAAGUAAGAGCUGUACAGUUUUGGGGAUUAAUAUGGAGGAAGUGAGUCUAAUCUAUAAGCAGUGCUGUGAGUCAUUCCCAAAGGAUUAAGAGUGAGUACAGUUUUAUUCACUGUUUCUUUUUUUUUUUUUGCUUCAGUCAGCAUCUUGCUCUGGUGAGCGGUCCCUGAGCUGUGUUGAACUGGUGACACUCACUGAAUAAAAGCCUCAUCCAUGUUCCUCUUGAUCAAGAAGAAGAAGAAGAAAGAAAUUCUCUGAAUUACGGCCAGUUUACAAAAGGAUAGUGAAGCUGUGUGUGAAUGACAGAAAUACACUGAUUCAUAAGGCCUUUAGUAAAGGGUUCAUUUCUACCUAAGCUGUGCUGGAGAAUGAAAAGCAUAUGACAGAGAGAUAUUGAUCUUUAACUUUUAGUUAAAAACCACAGAAAUAAUUUCAUUAAAUUCCCAACACUUUUUCAAAAGCAAUUUCACACAUCACCAUCCAGUUUUUAAUAGCUCUGUGUUGUCAUUAUACUGCAAUGAAAACUCUGAGUUAUAUAUGGAUGACUUUAAUGUGCAAUAAUAAACCAGCUGAUUGAGCUUUAACUUCAAGGAGUAUUGAUCUUCAUAUAUUUCUCACCGUUCAUCCAGUGGCCCUCAGUGUGAAUCACUAGAAUACUUAUUUGUUAUGGUGUUAUUAUCUGAAGAUGGGGUUGAAUUUAAGGUUACUGAUGUAUUUCUUUCCUUUGCUUGUCAGAUGUGUUUGGUAUAAACAUUCAGCUCAUAGACAGUGGCUAACUGAUAGCAGCAUCCACUGCUUACUCCAUGUCUGCCUCAGCUCUCCAGAGUACAGAAAGUAAACAUUACCAUAUCACAGGAUUAGAGUAAGCUAUUUACAGGAUUUGCAUCUGGUAUCCUUGAAGGCAGAAACUUAAAGAACAGUGAAAAUCAGCUGUAAGAUUACGCUGUAGGCAAUCUGAGAAAUGCUGACUAUCACCACCAUGUUUCUAUCACUCGAGAAAUAGGCUUUGUGUGAGACCAGAGUCAACAUCUCUUAAUCACCUGCCAUGGCUUGGCAUUGUGUGUAAAAACAAAACCAAAGCAAACUUUGUCAGGCUCUAAUGUUACCCUACAAGCAAUAACCUGUCAGGACCGUUCACUCAGUUGUUGCGAUCUCCAUCCUCUAGUUUAAAAUGACAGCAUCAUUUAUUGAUGUGGUGUUUCCCAGGCUGAUAUGCAACCCCUCUCAAUAAUUAAUAUGACGUGAGGCCUGUCCAGGUAGAGAGUGGCAAGCUGCUGGUGUGGCUCCACUGAGGACCACAGUAAUCAUUUGGCCCCAGUCUGGGUUAUUUCCAUCUCUGCGUUUAUCACUUUUAUUACAGCUGUGAUGAAACACUGCGUGUGCCUCCAUGAAGCACUUACGGGCCUGGGCUUGUUUAAUACAUUCCUCCUCAGCCGACGGGGUCUGCACUAAUCUCAUUACCCAUGAGUCACUGUGGUUAAUAUCAUGGCUGCCCGCUGCUCACGCUCCCAUACUGUGACUAAUCUUUUUACUAACAUUUUUCAUAUGAAAACCAUCACAUAGAUGAACGGAUGCACUCACACUUGUUCUGUCAGAGCUAAUGUUUCCACGAUGGCUGCAGGUACUUGAGCUUAAUAGCAGAUGUUUUUCUAGCAGUUACUUCUCCAACUAUUACCGCCGCUUCUGCCAUAAUGACUCUUUUAGAGGCAAUUCACGUAGAAAUCAACCGCUGAUGAUACCAUGAAUUGCACAUCACUAGCCACCGCUUCCUGCCCUGUCUCGACACCUGCAUCAUCAAGCACAUAGAGCAAAUUUUAACUCUCACAAAAAUCCAUAAAAAGUUUAAGCAGGUCCGUGCAAUUUCCUCCUCAUCACACUUAGCAUCAUCUUUAAAAUACUCAGCUACAAAUUAUCCAAAAUCUGGGAGUUUGAGCUUCUCCCCACCAGUCUGUUCGCUGCACUCUCUGCCAAUGAUCACUUCUGGUUGACAAUCAUAGGGUCCGCAAACAAGACAUGGAAGAAUCUAGAUCUUCCCCUGAUAAUCACAGCUACAUAUAAAUACAAACUUGAUUGAGAAUAUUCCUUAAAGGUGGGGUAGGCAGGAUUCCAUUAAAGAAGUAUCUUUUUGUGGUGUACAUACAAAAACCUUUUAAUAUCAGUAAAUAGCUAUUAGUUAUUGAUGACAUUUGGUAAUAUAACAAUAUCGCUGUGUUUUGUUAUGUUUGUGUUGUCAACAUUUUAAAAUUUUUGAGCAGUAUGCACUUUCUGACUGUAAACGAAGCCGUUCUCCACCUCCCCCAACGUGAUUGGUUGUGAGGCAGACGCUGCUCCCCUGUGUCGUUCAGAAGCCCAAACAAAGUUAGCGUGCGACAAUAUCAGACAGUAGAAAGAAACCAACUAGAAAGUAUGUAAAAUUGUCUGAAUCCUCCUUUGGCCACGACUGCCAACACAAGCAAGAAAACCAAGUAAAUACCGGCGGAAGACUCGGGCGGAAUAAUGGGCGCUUAAAAAGGAGGUAGACCGGACAAGAGCUAAAAAGCAGGGUCAACAUCAUGAAUCAUAAACAAUGGGAGAGACUUCGGGAUCUUACGGACCCUGUAACUUUUCUGCUGUGUGUUGUAGCGCCGCUGAACUGUUAAGCUCGGGUCCUGGAGUAUGUCACUUUAUCCAAGUUGUAGAAGUCCUGCAAACAUUGUCUUUGCUGGUAGUCUGUUGGCAUCUACAGUAGCACCAAUGCUGUUUACUUUCACCUUGACUGGACCCCAUUUGUAAUUAUCUGAAGUAUUUAUCUGCAUUAUAUCUGAAUUUAAUUGGAACUAUGUGAGCGAGCAGGAGCGUCUGUUUGUGGGCGGGGCUUGCUGGAACGGAGAGGGAGGGGAGAGGAGGAGCUGAGGGGAAAACUGUUUGGAAGGGGUAGCGUUGACAUUCAAGAUUUCUCCCAAAAACUGGCACUUCCUCAGAUCCUGCCUACCCCACCUUUGAGGAGUCCUUGUCAUUUACACAGGUAAAGAGCAGAGUCCCUGCCCCCCUAAAUUCUCAGUAAGUCCUACACUUGACAAUCUAAAUGAUACAAAGUUAACAGAUAACUUCUCAGGUCAACCAGGUAGUCAUGUACUCUUGUCUUCCCCCUCCAAAUCACUUGUGUAUGCUUCAGGUUUUGAUGGUCUUCUUAACCUGUAAUCUGCUCUCCUUCCGUAAAAAUGUUCUAUCUAUCUGGCCAUGUCUCAAAUGAACACAUACAGCACACACAGAGAGCAGACCUCCUGGCCAGCCAUUUGUCCUGCAGACAGCAGCGAAAUCAAAUACCACACCUUAAUAACUUCACCAUGACCUGGAUGGAAGCUGACAACAUAAUCAUGGCUCCGGCCCCUUUGUCUCCACUAUGCAGCAACCUCACUCAGUGACCUCACAUCAUCGUUUUAGUUUGGAAACCACAAAAUCCUUCACAGUGCUAAUCAAUUUUACCAGACUCUGUUCGUUAACUAUGAAAAUCAGCAAAAAGUGUUUCUAGUUUUUAGAAACAGAUCAACCAAAGGUAUUUUUUAUAAUUAUUUUUUAGUGUGAAAUUAGACCUCAUUAAGACAGUGUAAUCCUCUUUCACAGAGAAGCUAAAGACAGUGGGUGAUAAAUGAGGUUCUCCUUCUCCGGGAAGUUGGUUCGCCCAGUAAGCAUAAUGAGUGGAAACGCCAUUUUUCAUGAGGAAUGUAAAUAUGCUAUAAUGCAAAUUUCACAUAUUAAAUCCCUCACAUAUCACAUCAACUGGACCAUGAGAGAAAAAAACUUUCAGGCUUGUGCUUGAAUUGAGUCAUUUAGUAACUCCAGCAGAUUAGGACGAAUGUAUUUAUGAUCCCUGAAGUAUAGAGCAGCAUAAAACAUUUUAUCUGUUAAAUUAAUGCUGGAAAGAAUCAGAUAUGCAGAUCUUCCCAACCUUUUUGUGUUUUUUUUUUUCCUUUAGUCUGUUUUCAACUGUAUGUCAGUAUAGACUAAUUCUAAAUGACCCCAUGGGAAAGCACACUGACAUUAAGCUCAUUAAAAGUUCCUUUUCUCUGCACAGAUGUGAUGAGAUGACAGUUCGCAAAGCCUAAGUCACACUUUCUUUACUGCGGAACAUGAAUUUGAAUUAGUAAUUAAAUCUUAAAAAAGAUAUCGUUAAAGCUCACUAACUUUAGAGUCAUUCUAACAUUUAGCUCAUGCUUUGUGGUUGAUGCCAAAAACAUCUUCUUACCCCAAAAGCACUCUGAGGUGAAUCAGUAUUUGCAUAGUAGUAAGGUUCGUCUCACCUUCAUCAAGCUUACCUGACUCUUUCAAUACAGUUCAUAUUUAAUAAGAAAUCAUCACAGCCAGAAUUUUAUAUCUAUUAUGCUGUUAAGGUAUUUACAGCCCCAGGUAAAAAGAUAGUUUGGAUUUUGUGUGAAAUGUCAACAAAUACAGAAACAGGUGGGGGAAACCCUGUCAACACAGCAAAUGUUGAAACUGAAAGUGUUUAUUCUUUUAUGAAAGCAGCAUGUUUAAAAUUGUAUUACAUCACCUUUUUAUUUGAGCAACAUUUUUUUGAGAAAUAUUUGAAAACUGUGGAGACCACUCUCAGGAGUUUUCAAAUCAAAACGUUCUUCCAUUCAUGCCUCAGAUGGGAUUUUAGCAGUUCAACAGUUUUGGGUCUCCUAUCUCCAUAUUUUUCCAGUAGUUGGGCUCAAGAUCUUUCAUAUUGGUUACAAGUCUAGACUGAAGGCAGGUUACUUUAGUACAGUGCAAUGCUAUUGUGCAAAACGUGAUUAAGCAUUGUUUUGUUGACAUAUGCAGGGUGAUUUUCUGAAAAAGGCGUUGUCUGAAUGGCAUUUCCAAAAAGAGUGUCAAAUUUCAGUCACUGGUGAGAAACUCUGAGUUCACAGAGAGUGUUUGUUUCUUUUGGUUGGGAUUUUGGGCCCGUGCAGUGAUUUACACAGUCAUUUUUUUAAAUGCAGUAUCUCCUCAGUGUCAGCAGACCAAGUCAGGACCAGUGUUGGUUUUUUAGCCUUGUCCUCCUUUUUACAGAUACUCUGAAUCUUAAAUGGUAUCAUGUUCUUUGGAUGACAAAAUCCCCAAGUUCUUGUCAGUUCUAUCUUUCAUAGAGUACUAAACAUCUUUCUCUCUUCAAUUCUGAGGGACUCAGCCUCUCAGGAGUCUUCUUUUAAUAACCAGCCAUGUUAGUGACCAAAUUCACCUUAUUGAUUAAGAGCUAUUUCUCCAUGUGCUUUUUGAACAUAACUUUUUCAGCAUUGACACAUGUUGCAGGUAUCAAAUUUAAGAUGAGCAUUUAUUUUUCAUGAAACUAUACAAUUUGACAGUAUUGACACGGUGCACAGUGGUGCCAUGGUUAGCGCUGAUGCCUUCACAGCGAGAGGGUUUCUGGUUCAAAUCCCUAGUCAUACAUGGGCCUCCUCCCAUGUUCUCCUUCUGCAUGCAUUUUGUCGCUCCAUCUUCUACCCACAGUCUAAAAACAUACACAUCAUGUUAAUUGGUCUCUCUAAAUUGCUUGUAGGUGUGAACAGGAGCAUGACUGGUUGGUUGUCUCGUUAUGUCAGCCUUGUGAUAGACUGGUGAUCUGUGGAGGGUGUACCCUGCCUCUCACCCACUGACAGCUGAGAUAUGCUCCAAACCCCUGCAACCCUGGAAGGGCUAAGAGGUCAAGAAAAUGGAUAGAUGGAGUUUCGACGUUUGACAUGCUGUCUUUGCUCUUUUUUUCAAUUAAAUACAGAGUUUGACUGAUUUUUUAAACCAUCAAAAUUCUGUUUUUAUCAACAUUUGAUACAAGGUCCAAGAUGUGUUUGGUUCAGUUGUAGUUUUCUUUCCUCAUGCUGCCCUGUACUCUGUGAAAUAAAUAACCUUAACAUGGUGUUCCUAAUUAUACAGACAUUAGUAAACCAGCGUCCUGUCUUCCAAAACAACCCUUUUUGUCUAGUUUAAAACAGUGUUGUUAAAGGCACAAGGCUAGCUUUGUCCGAUUAUUGAUAUAAAUGGUUCUUAAUGCAAACGAACAUCAGUGUAAAGUCCAUACGGUUACGAUACACAAAAUCAAUCUCACUGCACAGCCUAUUAAACAAGUUCCUCACUUUAAAGCCGUUUAUCUCAAUAGCAGGUUAUUGUGUUUCCUGAUUCCCUGAUGUUUUGGCAGUAAAAGGAUUUUAAUCCCAGUAUAGCAUGAAUCUAGUUAUUUCCUCUGCAGCAGUAAAACCACAAGUGAGAAAACUGUGAAAGGAGCAAUUCCCACACAGAAUCAAAUGAGCACAAACCAGAUCAAAGAUUGGCAGUUUAUCUACUCAAAAAACAAUAAAGCAGUGCCUUAACUGACGCCACGCAGUAUUUCCUCCUCAGUGUAUCACAGCUCUGCUCCGGGUUUAUAUCUCAUAAGGAUGUUGAAGAACACUUAACUUCAGAUCGAUAAUGUUUCUGCCUCAGAGCUUGCCUUUGUGUCCCAGAGGAGCUCAGGUCAGCUCCCUGAAGUUCAGUGUGUCUCAUCAGUAUGCAACUCAACACCGCAUGUACAUUACAAGUGUUGGGUCAGCUCUAUAGGAAAGAAAGAAGAGUGCUGCUUUAUUCUGCAGCUAUUUAGCCAAGUGAGAAAAUGAGCUCUGAAUAAAGGUGGAGUGUUCUUCGAUCUCGCCUUUACAAACUGCUUUAGAGUGCAGACUCAGGUAAAUAAGCACGAGCAAAAGGAUUACCUGCUCUUGUUGUAAUGAGCAAUUUAAGACUCCUGACUUGAAGCUCUUUAUUAAGUAGACAAUUUCAUAAGUUGUUGUAACAGCUGAUAAAUCCACCAUAGAAAGUGUGUUCGCUUACGUUGCUUACAUUUUGCUGAUACAAAAAAAAAAAAAAAAAAACUCGAGCACCUCUCAAAGCUACGACAGAGUAUUAGGGCCACAUUAAGAAAAAAAAUUAAGACUUUGAGAUUAAAGUCAUUACUAACGAUAAUAAAGUCAGAGGAAAAUCACUACUUACAAGAAUAAAGUCGUAGUAAAAUCAUUACUUUCGAGAAUAAAGUCGUAAAGUAAAUGAAGUCUUAAAGCUGCUUUUGUGGAGGAGGAAAUGUCUGGAACUGGUCAUCUGCAGCGUUAUCAUUGGGUGUGGGCUAUUCAGAGGGCUUCAGUGGUUUCUCAAGAAACAAUCCAACUGAUGAUCAACAUUUGCUAUUCAGAGUGACUCGAGCUCCGAUGAGCACCGCAUCUGUCUCUGAUGCUGGCACAACACCGGCAGCAACCUACACCUGCAGAGGCACCAUCACCCUAUGGCAUAUAGAUUCAUAUGAUAAACUAAAUCCAUAUGCUAUUGCUAUUAAUGGCUGUAUUGAGGGAUUUAGCCUCUGCACAGCCAUCUCCAGCCAUUUCCCCCUCCUCAAAAACAGCGAUCCCCUGCUUCUUUCUGCGGAAAAGAUGCAUUUCUUGGGUACAUGUCCUGAUACUAAUGACAAUGUGAUGCUGAAACGCCAAAGGAUUUAGUAUCUCAUUGUUUGUGAAACCUAGAUACUCAAUAUCAAUUCAUCUAGAUGCUCCACAGCGCUCAUUUAAACAACAAACAACAGGUUAGAAUAGCUAUUAGCUGUGACUUUAUUCUCGUAAGUAAUGAUUUUACUACGACUUUAUUCUCAUAAGUAACUACGAAGUCUUCUUUUUUUUUUUCCUAAUGUGGACCUAAAACUCCGUCGUACUACUCAAAGCAGUUCAGGAUGUUUCAUGAAUGGUUUCACUAAUACAUUUCUCGCUCAUUUAUGUGCUAAAAUGUUGGAGUGAGAUAAAUGGCCAAGCCUCUUUGUUGUUGUUUCAUAAUGUUUAUUUCGACAUAGAUCAUCAGUAUCUUCUCUCACACGCUCAGGCAUGGCAUACACACUCGCUGUGGUGCACACAAAGAAGGAAGGAGGCAGUAACAACAUGAUUAAUUUGGGAGGCUUUUUCGGGCUCUGCUGUAGUUUACACUACAGUGCACACAGCAGAUGGAGGGAGUGGGAGGUACGGCUCUGAAAAUGUUGUGGAUCUGGAGGUUUCACAGGUGUACCAGAGACAUUUAUUAUAGAGGAAGAAGGAUUGUGUGCAUGUGUGAGACGUGUGUGGUUCUAUUUUUGCUGCCGGGCGACUCAGCAGGCCUGUCUGUGCAAGUCAGGGUGAAUAUCGUGACAGUGACAUACAGACACACUGACAGAGGAGAUGGAGGGUCAGCCCAGUGCAUCAUGGGAAAAGCUUGGCAAGAACACAAAAUGACACAAGUAGACCUGAUAGGUUCAGGUUCUGGCUGUGCUUUGGAACGAGUUUAAAAACCUUUUGCAUAUACUUAGUUGUUUGGUGAUAUACAGAAGGACGGCCUGUUUUUCAUCAUUUAUCUUUGGGGCCUUUUAUCAACCUAGACUUGCUGUUAUGAAGUAAAACAGCUCGAUAUAACCCCAGACUGACUGUAUAAAUUAUUCUGCAUUAUUUCCCUCCAGCUCUUGAGAAACUUGACUGGAUCAAUUGUUGUUUCAGCUUGUGCAAGAGGUAAAUAAUUUGAUUUUUAAUGAUUUCACUCUGAAAUUUACUGUUGAAACACAGGCUCAACCCAAUGCAAAUGGCAAUGACUGUACUCUAUACACUCAGUAGUGUCAUUUAGUCUGAGAAACAACCAAAUCAAAAGUCUUCAACAAAGAUAAUUAACGCAUAAUCUUGGUUCACAUGAUCACUCCUCAAAAUGAUGACAGUAUUAUCCUGUUUGCUCCUUAAAUUCACUGUGUGGAAUUGUGGCAUGCUGAAUAUGUACAACUGCUUUUGUUGCUUCUUUCUCCUCUCGUCCCUUUAUUCUUUUCUUUACGGGGUUUUGUCUUUCUUUGCUCUUGUCCUCAACUCUGUUCUCUACCUUUGGAUUUUUCUGGCUUUGUGCGCAGUGUCCUCGAAAGAGCACACAGGACAUUUUGCUGUAUCUUUUGCCCCUGAAGGGAGAAAAGCUCUGGCCGGAGAUUAUUUUUGGGCUUUUCAUGCCUUUAUUGGGAGGACAGGACGAUGAAUAGAGUCAGAAGUGCAAAAACUGCAGUUCCUUGAGCGUCCACUUGAGGCUUUGCACAUAAGCAACAGAAUCUCAUGCAGAGAUCUCAUGUUAAAAUGCCUGUUCUCAUGUUAACUUCUGUAGGGCCUGGUUUAGAAAUAGUUUAUAAAUGUUGCUUUUUAUUUAUUUGUACUCCAAGAUUUUCUAAAUUGUUUAAUCAUUUUCAAUAAGAUUAAAGGUACAUUGUGUAUAAUUUAGUGUCAUUUUAUAAGAAAAAGAAAAUAUUAUUCAGAAGAAUGCUUAAAUGAGUUUAUAUUGAAUCAAAUAUCAUAUUAGUUUUAUUGUGGAUGACUUAGAAGAAGUAUUUGAUAUCAUAAAAGCGGCGGGUUUUUGCUGCAGAGGCUGCCAUUUUGCACUGCCAUGUUUUCUACAGUAGCUCAGAAUGGACAAAUUAGUAGGGACCAAAUGCAUUUUCUUGAUUACUUCCAGUGCACCAGUUGAAGAGCGGAGAGCGCAGACUGAGAUCUGUAGCUGUUGUUAUGUGAAAAUGAAUUUAUGUUGGUUGAAGUUUUCUGACCACCUCAGCUCCACUUCUUUUCAUUUUCCAGACCAACUUUUUUUUAGAAAGUUUAGAAAGAGCCCACAUUUCCAAUGUGUGUCUCAGGCAGUUUCUUCAGAAACCAGAGGGUGCUGUCACAGUACAUGUUUUUAUCCAGUCUAUGCAGAGAGCAGGGGAGGCAUGGAGCAAAUAGCUGUGGGAGGGAAACAAACUUAAGGCUAUUGCUUUGAGAGCUCUUAGCUAAUAAAAGAGGGUGAGGGCCACUAAAAAGUUUUCUUUUCAUCAGAAGUCUACAUUAAAACCAGAAUUCUGAGGGUAAAAUAUGAAUUCUUAAUUUUAUCUCAGAAUCCUGAAAAAAUAGAGUUAAAAAAAAAAUUGACCUUAUUUUGUUUUUUCCAGUUUUUAGUUAGUCUCUGUACCUGGACUGUGCUAUCUGACUUUACAAGGUCGUUAUGGCUUCCCUGAUCGAAUUAUAAAUACAUGUAUUGAAUGAAGUAGGAAGGUUUUUUGGCGCUUACUUCCUUUCUUGCACUGAGUAGGAUCAGAAGGACAAUUCAACUCAUAUCUUUGCAGCAAAGACUUAAGUUAGCAUAACAUAAAGAAACGGGGGGAUACUCAGGCUGUUUUAGAAAAGGAGUAAGAGAUUAUCAGAUUCAAAACUGAAAACGUGUUGUGUAGUUAGCUUUAGUGGCAUUGUAAGAUUAACUUUCCUCCUUUUUCUGACACAUAUGACACUUUAAAAAAAGAAUGGCCUUAAUCAAUGUAGUGGUUAUGGAGGAGGCUAGCAAGGUGCUAAUCCAGCUAAUUUGAAGCUUUCACUUCAGAUUUUCAACUUCACCUUCGUUUACUCCAAGUUGAUGGUGAUAGACGCUGCCCUCGAGCAGAACUUUUUAAGUACAGUUGUUUCAUGGAGUAGUGUACAGAAAAGAUGUGACUUUCAGUUGUGAAACAAUUGGGGAAAUCUGUUAACAGGCAACAUCAACAUGAAUGCCCAAAGGUUGGUCAUUAUCCUCCUUGACUUCCAUGUAUAAAUGCUACAAUUAAUUCUUCCUUUGUACUGAAAUAAAAAAUUAAUGUUCUACACUUGCCGUAGCUUCCGUUGGUACUGUAUGUGACUAAUAAACUAAAUUAUGCACUCUGUGUUCUCACUGAUGUCAGCAAACCUAGCUCCUCUUAAUACAGAUCCUGUCAGCUGUACAUUACACAUUGCAUUCAUGUGAAACUGGAUCUUGUGGGUUCUGCUAUUUCUAAAAACUCCCAUCCAACAUGUCACAACUUGUGAACUUGGAGAUUUGCAAUAAUGUCGACUCAUACGACCCCCACCUAAAGGUACCACAUGUUUGAUCGUUGUUAUAACUCUAGGUUGGUUUUAAUUACCUUGGUCAUUGUGAAUUCAACUACAAAGAGUCCUAAUAUGCGUCACUGGCAUUGUUUCGGGGUAUAUUUUGAUUCCUGUGAACCAAGCUUCAAUUAUUCGCUUGUGUUUUGUUGUUCAUCCAGCAGCAGCCUUGUUUUCCAUGUGCUUUAUUUUUACAGUAAAUCUAAAUAAAGACUCAUUAAAAAGGGUUUUGUUGAGUCUUUUGAGGCAGAUGCAGCUUUAUCCAUGAGUUUAUCUGCCACAGUCUGGACAGAAUAGACCCACUUCUUACUGCCUGUUUUGUGAGCUGAUCAGCUAUCUGUUUUUCUUUUGCUCAAGUUUUUCCAACAACCAAACCGAACCAGUAAAAGUGUAUUUUCAGGUUCUUCAAUGAUGCAGAAGUACUCAUAUCUUUGGAAGGUACAAUUUUCUGUACUGCACUGAAUGACAGCAGCUUUCUUGGGUUUUGUGUCCCUUACACCUUGCAUUAAUGCUUUUUCCAAGUCCUUUUCUUGAGGGGAAAUUUCUCAAAGCUUUCACAGGUGGCUGCUGUCUCUGUAUUAAUAUUGAUGGACCUCAUAUUUUUCUCUUGAGAAUGGUGAAAUAUUUAAACACUGUCUGGUGGCUGUUUUGACUUCUUGUGGACUAAAAUAGGAAUUUUCAGUGUGAUAAAGAAAAUAUCUAAUUUGCAACAUGUGUCCAAAAUAUCAUCUUCAUAUUGAGAUAGUUAUCAAAUUCAAACCAGGGUGAUACUCUAGAUGUGAGUGUUUACACUGAUUUCUGAAAUGUUAUUGAUCUAAGUGGGAUAAAGUAAGUCAUAAUAGAGAAUACAGGGGCUGUAGAGUCCUGUGAAACUGACUGUACUUCUUUGUAAAUGAAGUAGAUGUCUGUCAAUAGCAUAAACUUUGAAUAUUUGUGUACAAUUUAUUUUUCAGAGGGAUGCAAAGGGGCAGUACCUGUUUGAUCUCAUCUGUCAUCAUCUGAACUUGCUGGAAAAAGACUACUUUGGCAUCCGAUAUGUCGACCCAGAUAAGCAGAGGGUGAGUAUGAAGUUUUCUAAUAGUCAUGUUACUUCAGUCGGAUUCACCAAAGUGGAAAUCUUAAGGGUUGCUGCAUUGCACACUAAGCGCUCUCUACGCUAGCAUCACCUUCGCUAAUCUGAACAAACAUUGCCAAGCGGCUCUGACCAAUCAGAAUCAAGUAAUAAACAGAGCCAGGUGACACUCAUAUCUUUACCAUAAUCAACUAUAUUAACAGAUCAGUACCUGAAGCCCUUCUUCCUGUAGCGCUUAUUUGCAAUUUGGUCACUUACAUCAAUCUACCUUGAAUUAGAUAUUAUUCUUUGCUACGUUACAGCAAAUCUCUCCUUAAAAAUCCCAUAAAACACAUAUCUAAUGCUCUCAAAUGGUUAUAAUGAUGGUGUUGUGUGUAACUGACCAGACUCUAUUUCCGUGAAGCUAUAGGAGGAAUGACAGACGCUAUUUGUGGCUGUUUUUUUUUUUAUAUGUAAAGAGGUGCACUUUUUAGCUGCUGAGUCUGCCUGCAGUCUUACUCUGUGAUUUGUCUUUGCUUUAAGUAAAGUAGAUUAAGUGUCACAGGCAGUGACUUACCAAAUGUUCAAAGAUACUAAUGUCAGAUCUAAUGAGUCUUUUUUCUUCCUCAUAAAUAUUCAGGGCAGUGAGGUAGGCCCGCAGGUCAAUUAUGAGGCUGACAAAAGGGCAUCUCAUUCAGAUGAUGGGAAUGUAAAUCAAAGAAAUUACAAACCUUGGUUCAUUUUAGGCUUCAAACUUUUUUUUCACUGUGAUCUUGAUUUUUUUGAUUGAUGCUUUUACGAACACUUGAAAAUCCUAGUAAUUUAACAAAUUCUGUCCACUUUCCAUAUUUGACAUUGGCUAGCAGAGUCGUUUUAAGAAAAUAUGAAUGCGAUAAGUUAAUAAUUAAAAGCUAGCACAGCACCCUUGUGUUUAGAAGGGACUAUAUUUGGAGCGAAAUGCCUCUCCAUUGUCAGCAUGUAAUUGUUUCACUGAUUACAGCCAGUUUCCUCUUGUGAUGCAAAGCACUCUUCUGAUUAUCUUCCAAACAGCUCUCUCUCAUCUCCUCUCUGCACGGUAACACUGUUGGAUUUGGUCUAAAUAAACACAAGGAAAGGAGAGAGGAGUAAUUCUGCUGUGCCUUCCAGCAAAAGAUAACAAGUCCUCACGCUCAGCUGCUGAACAGUCAGACCUCGGACUGACAGUGCAGCGGCUGAAGAUUCAGAGUCUGAAGUGCAUGUCUUUACUUCUCUUUCUCUCUUUCAGCACUGGUUGGAGUUUUCAAAGUCAAUUGCUAAACAAAUGAAAUGUAAGUAUUCAUUUUACAGACCCGAUUCAUCUGCAACGCCCAUGUCCAGAUUUAACCACACUGAUGUUUGUCUUCCUCCAUCAGCCCAGCCUCCGUUCACCAUGUGUUUGCGUGUCAAGUUUUACCCACCGGACCCUGCUGCCCUAAAAGAGGAAAUCACCAGGUAUGAUUUCAAGAGAGCUCUGUGAGCUUCAGGAGGAGAGGGAGGGGUUAAAGCAUGGAUGAACGUCAUGGUCUUUCUCCUGCUGAUGAUGUCCUGAAAUUAAGGGGAUUUUUUUCUUGACUGAAAACGCAAUAAAAACAGGAGCAGACUUUAAAUAUAAACUCACUUCAUGUGCACAAACAUAAAUGUACGAAAAACUCUAAACGUUCAGUGAAUGUGUUUACUGAAGAUGUAUUUUGGCUAUAAGGUGUCCCUUGUUAGGUUGUAUGUCUCUAUACCCCAACUAAUUAAGUCAAAGGAUACUCAGUGUGCUGGACUUUUUUUUUUUGGUUACUUGUUUGACUUUUUUUUUCUGUUUGGUAUCGACAUUUGUUCAACAUCCACUCUCACCUCUUCCCAUUGUGGCUUACCAACCAAAGUCAGGCACUGAUUCCUUUCACUGGUCUUUUCUUUUUGGGUCUGUGUAGUGAAAAUCACAACGUUGACUUUUCAACCUUUCAGCAACCCGAAAGACACAUCUUACUCAGCAAUAAAAGAUCCCUCGGACCGCUCAGCCUGAACACCAAAUGUCAGACCACGUUUCAUUAGUGUUUCAUUCUUUUUCUUAAGUCUUAUCCCACUAGAACAGCUUUUACUGUCUUUAUGGAGCAGUUUCAGCGGCCCAGGAAAGUGUCUGAUCAAUGCCUUUAUUAUAAAGCAUCAGACAUGACACCGAUAAACCAAUCAAAUCGUCUAUAGAACAUGGUGAAAAGGGCAGAGAUUCUCACACAGAGGGGCUGGCUGAGAGGACUGAAAAAGCAGAAGGAAAUAUGUGAGUCAGAAAGAAGACAUGUAGUUUUUAUACCAAAAACACACCUUCAUAUCAAGAAGUGGCCAACUCCUAUAAUUCUUUGAUAUUUGUGCAAAUAUAAAAGCAGAAAUAUAUAACCUAACUAAGAAUCAAUCCACACAUCUUUUGAGCAAUCAUAGCCACUUGAACCUGAACUGAAAACAGAAAAUUAAAGGAAUUAAAACCCAGUUUGAUCCACCUAUCAUAUUCCUAACACAAACAUUUGGUGGCCCACAAAACAAUCUGUUUUACAUUUUGUGACAACAUAAACACUCUUCUGUGCCUUCAGGAGUUAUCCUGGACAGUUUAACCUAGAUUUAACUAGAUUUAAAAAGUUUAUCCCUUUUUUUUUAGUUUUUUUUUUUAGGGAAAGUCAAUUUCAACAAACCUUCUUUCAUCAAACGCUCGGUUAUGCAUUUGACCAUUUCUGUGUACACCCUACUUUAGUUGAGCGAGAGAAGAACAUUGACUUUGUUAUUAUUAACGCAACUGCUCUGAAAUCUAUGGUUUUAAAUCGUAGCUAGUUGGUGAUAUCUGCUGUAGGUUUUAACUCUGGUGGUAUUAUUUCUUACAUUUCCUCUGGCGGUUUCUCCCUAUCUCUGCUAAUCUGGUACACAGAGUGCCGGUAGAGCCACAUUUAUCCGCAGACCUGUCAAUCAUGAUACCAUACCUGAUUUUUGUUAUCAGACAACUCGUUAAACCUUAAAGGGAAAUUCCAGUCAAACACACCGUAACACCGAGUGAGACACCCCGUCGAGAGAUGAAUGUUGCCGACCGCUGGCCUCUCUAGUUAUACCGACUUUGGAAACGACCGCACAAUAGCAAUACACAGCGGUCUGAGGAGCCAUAAACAAACCUCAACCAAAAUGCCACUCUAUAGCCACAAAUAUCACUCACUUGUAUCACUCACAUGGUAAUAUAAGUAACGAUGUAGAGAAAAUGAUGUCUUUUUAUACAGUCAUUAAACUCAGGUGGACUUUUUGUACCUCUCCUUCCCACAACCAGGAAAAAUUAGUUCCACUAUAUUUUUGCGAGGUCAUGGGCAGCAUCUAAAAAUGCUGAUGUAGUUGGCCACAGCACCACCAAACUUUUAUUGAACCUUUAGGGAUGUCUCUAUCAUCCACCUUUCUAUUAACGUCCUUGUCUCCGAGUGUCAGAUUAAAAAUAUCCUCAUAUCUCACAGUUAUUAUUUCAUGGCCCUGUAGCUGGCUUUGAGAUAAUUGAAAAGUGAAUGAGAGCGGGAUAGAUAAGUAGAGAUUUUACCCCAAUAGAAUUCACUUUUACAAACUUAGAAUCAGUGGCAAGUUAUGAGGCCCAUAAUUUUCCUCAUAGUUUUAUGAUCUACCUUUAUAAGACAGUGAAAAGUAAAACUGUUAUUUCAUCCUACCCACAGUAACAAAUGAAACCCACCAUCUUACAUGCAAUCUUAGGUGCUUUUUGAAAAUCUGUGUCCCCUUGAAUGUUAAAAUUGUAUGAAGGGGUUUAACUUAAUUACAGUAAUGAGCACUGAGUCCAAGUGCAGGAGGUAAAACUGUUCCAUUCUUUGGUAAGCUGCUCUGUCUUGGAGCCCCUCACCAUUACUGCACUGUGUGACAUCCUUGACAGCUGAACAAACUGCAGCGAGGAGUGAGCCAAAGUGCUCCUGAGCACACAGAUCCCUGUAAAUCACAUCCCUAGACUGGUUGCCACGCAGUAAAAUCUCUUAUUCUCCAUCCAGCUCGUCUUGAUAGAGCAGAACGCCGAUGAGGGAGAGCUCCUCUAUCCUCUGCCAUCUGUUCAGUCGGGAAAUAGUCACAGACACAAAUAUAUGUUAGACAUGACAGGUAACAAUAAAACACAAAAACAUUCAUGGUCAGUUUUAAAUUGUAAACUUGAAGGUAUGUUUUGGUGAUAAUAGGAGCACUUUUUAAUGAACACACACACACACACUGCUCUCUGCUACUUUCUGAGCCAUGCUCUAGUUCUGCUAUACUAUUUAUUGCUUUGCUGCUUGGAGAGAGGCCGAAUCACAAGCGUUUGAAAUGAAUGCUUGGUGGGAAAUUGACGUAUGAGUUAUCUCUGGAUAUUGUGGAUGAGAGCAGAAAAUUGAGUUGCUCCCAGUGGACCUCAGUGUGAACCAGCGGCCAUAUUUUAACUCCUCGUCAACUCUCAGAUUUAUUAUGCUCCAGCUUCAGUGCUGCUUUAAGGCUGAUGACUAGUCCACUACAUUUACUAAAUUGUUGACUGUUUUUGUAGCUAAAUCUUACAUUUUACUGUGUGAACAGUUACUGCAGCGAAAUACUGUCACACAUACAGUCCAAAACAUACCGAUAACCACAGCUGAGUUUUAUCUCUUAAUAAGAUAAGAUCAGAAGAACUUUAUUCAUCCCUGAUGGGAAAUACGUGAGAUAAUUAAAUAAAAUAAUUGCACAGGGCUGUGAACUACUUGAUCCUGAAUGGUCACAGCCACAUUUCAUAUACAUGGGCCCUUAAUUUCUUAAUAACUGGCCUCGGCUUUGAAGAUUUUGUUGAAAUGGAUGCAGCUUUCAUUUAUUCAUUUAUUUAUUCAUUUUUUUGUUUGUGCCUCAUGUCUUUUCAGUGACUAACUUAAGUACAAUAAUUGGUCUACCUGUAAAUAUUUUGUGAAGAUCAUGCUUUCGACACACAUCUAUUUGGAGUAUCUGAUGGACUAUUAAUGUUGAUACCCUGACACUUGAAAAAGCAUCCUAAUUUAACCUUAUUAAAAAAAAAUGAACUGCAUUGUAUUUCCCCUGAUGACUUGUUUUUCACAAGUUUUUUCGUAUUAUUGUAAAACAAAAUACUUUAAUAAAGAUAGUUUAAAAAAAAGAAAUGUAUGCCACACUGAUCACAGACUCCCAGACUAAAUUCAAUCAUAACAGCAGGAAGAUUUUUUGGUUGGGUUUUUCAGGGUGUGGUGUGACCCUGCAUCUUUGAUAAGGAGUUUUCUCAACACAUUGGGACGACAUGUAUGAACAGUACCCUGCCCAACAACUCUAUUUAUAUGAUUUUUCAUGAUACUAAAAUCUAUGAGGAUUUGGAAAUGUAAAUGUCAGUUAAUGUACUAGUUGAUCAAUAAAACUGUUAAUCUGCCACUUUGGUGUCAGUGAAAAUAUCUCAUUAUGUAGAUUAUGGAAUACACUACAUAAUUAGCAGAGAUUGAACCCUGAAUCUUGUCUAAAUUGAACAAUCUUGACUCUCAGGUAACACUGGCAGGUCAUAAUGAUAACUUAACAUCUAUAGAUGGAAAGGCGCAAAAUUUGGAAAAUGCAUUUAAAUAUCUCAUUAUGGUUCCCUUUAACCAAAGCUAUACUUUGUCUUGUUCUAUUUGCAAAAUGUUUGCAUGCUACAAGCUUAAUUAACAUCUUAGAUUAUACCUGCCAACUGCUCAGUAUGUUAGCAUUAUGCCAUUAUCAAGUUUGACUAAGUUAAUUAGUCUUUUUGAUUGUGAUCAUGCAUAACACAGCUUUUGCAAGUCUAUGCAACACUAUGCACAAGUAUUGGAAACGGAUAUGAGACUUCACUUCCAGCAGUGGGGUCAUGACUUAAAUCACACACAAAUUAACCCAACUUAGAUUUCAGCUUCAGGUCCUAAAUCUCUCACUGCUUACAUUCAACAACCUCUUUCAUGCACCUGCAACCUCAAGGAAUUCAAGACCGGUGAUUUUUUAUUUUUAUUGUGCUUGCAUUUAUUGAAUAGUGACCUGAAUCGGUUUCUCUGCAUGUUCUCUGCUCCACAGAUAUCUCGUCUUCCUGCAGGUUAAGAGAGACCUCUACCACGGUCGGCUCCUGUGUAAGACAUCAGAUGCUGCUCUGCUGGCUGCUUACAUCUUACAAGGUAGGAGGUCAAAAACUGAAGUAGUCUUUCACGAACAAACACCUGCACUUUGACGAAUGUCAUGACUCAGUAAAUUUUGCAGUUUGGACCUUAAAGUCAUGCUUGCACCUUGUCAUGAUUUUUUUUUUUCACAUUGAAAUGUCGUAUCUGGCAUGUAUUUUUGAUGAAUUUCAUGCUUAAAUUGAAGGUGAAUACCUUCAUUGUCCACGGCUCAUAAGUGUGGCUGUUAAAUAACACACUGCCUUUCUUUUCAGCGCGGUUUUUCUUCUGUAUUUGAGUGUCAUAGUUUUCCUAAUGUCUGUGGCCUUUUGUAGACUCUGUGAUUGCCUUCCAUGCGUCACUGCUACCUAUGUUUCAUACAUGAACUUCACUGUAAAUGUGAAAGCAGAGAGGAUUUAGAAAUUAAGGGCUCUUCUGCUCUUGUUUUUUAUGUGAUUGAGUCCUUGAGAGUCUGAUUCUUUUUAUUGUUUUAUUGAGGAACAUACUCAGAACAUAACAGUGGAAACAGUGAGAGAGAAGUUUAUAUUUGAUGAAGAGCUUUCAGUUUCAGACUAAUCGACAUGCAGAGAGUUGACAUGCAGUAAGAAGCAGUUUACCUGUCACGGGUCCUAACAGCUGUCCUGACAACAUUGUAGUCUAGUACUCAAACACUCCAUGCAUUUCCAAGUUUCUGAAGUGUUUUUUUGUGAUGCCGAUAGAAGCUGAUUUGAAAGAUUAAUUAAUGCAGGGUCAGAUCUAGAUAAAGUGAUAAAAUAGUUUUGUGAAAAGCACAGCACUAACUAACUGACUGACAGCUCAUUUAUUUUAGAAGGAAACACAUUUUGUUUUGGUGGAAGAGAGAAGAAAAUCAUUUUAAAUGAGAUGAAAUACUGUCUGUAUCACUCAGCAGAUUGAGUUGCCCUUUAAGUGGAAGUUUAGCAGCUCAAUCCCCAGUUCCUCUGGUCUUUAGUGGACAUGGUACCUCAGCUGCAAGCCCGAUAUCUACCGUAUGUGUGAAUGAUCAGCUGAAUAGUGGAUUUGUAUGUCACUUGAUUAGUGUAUGAUUGUGUGUGUGUGUGUGUGUAAAGGGGUAAAUGUUAAAAAGCAUCCACAGAGGUAAGAGAUGAAAGGCAGAAUGAAAGUUUAGUCUAUUCAUUAAUUAAUUACCAAAUGGAUAAUGAGCAUAACAGAUAGUAUUUAGUUGAACUUCUUCUAUAGCUUAUCUUUUCUUUAAUGUCCAUCUCUGACAAAAUGGUGGCCGCACAGGCGUUCCACUUCUGCAAGGUUCCUUUUUUUCACCCUCUGGCUGAUAAUAAUCUGGGAACUAGAGCAGGUUGUAAAUUAUUUGGGAGAUUGGCAGGGCAAUCCUCAACUAAAUGUCAGCGUGUCCAGAGGCAGAACACUGAACCAGAACUGCUUAAAACUGCUGGGUUUGUCAGGGUUUACAAAUGUAUGACUGAAUAUUGACAUGUAGCACACUGUGUGGCAUAAGACGAGGCAGACUCUAUGUAAGUGCGGUCCUUUGGAAGCACUCGACGACAGCGUGUCAGAAUUGUGAACCCAAAAAGCGUGCGACAAUACAAACUGUAAUGUUUACGCUCAGUGUGUUAACAAGCACACUUUGGCACUGACUACAUGCCAAAAAUAUGCAAAGCUGUACUAUGUGCUACACCGCUCCGAGUUUGGCUGUCUAUUUGUUUUUUGAGUAGUAAUGACUGUCUGAGCUGUAUCACGCUCAGCAGAGAGCAGACAAGUACUCAAACUGUCCAUGUGUCUCCACUUCCAGCUGCAAUCUGAUGUCAGUCGCUGCUGGUGCUGGAAGUGAAAGCUGCUGCAGCUGUGCUCGUGGAAAUGACUGUUUGAUGGUGCAGACAAGCAAGGGUUUCUCACAGGCACAGUGACAGAGAAUGUCUUUAUGCAAUCUCAAUGCAUCAAGUCAGUAUUUACAUAUUUGCCUCUUAUGAACCAGCAUUUCUGUCACCAACUCCAGCACUCAAACCAUGCUCCAAUAUACUGAGUCCCUAUCAGCUGGUUAUUACAUUUAUUUUUGCUAGUUCUGAUAUGAGUGUUAAAGCUGUGUGUUAAAAAUGUGGACCAUUAUAACACGCUCACUUGUCAUUUUUGAAUAGGCUGUUGAAAACCUUGACUUCUCGGUCUUAACCUUGAGAAUUCUGCAAAGUUUUUGGUCCUCUUUUAGUGCCCCAGUGCUGAGUCAUUCUCUUGGGACAUAUGCACCACUCUGAAGAAACCACUCUGAUGAGUCAUGACAGUGGCAUACAAAGGUUCAGAUGUCCUUGGUGUGGCUGUAAAAGUAUGAAGAUCAAAACAUCUAAAUUUUUUUAAAUGUCUUGAGAUUGCAAACAUUGGUGCUGAAAAUUCAAGUGGCUGAUGGCUGUUCAACAUGAUUCCUGCCUGUUUGAGGUUGAUUUAAUGAUGGGUCUUUGUAAAUAAGGUAAACAAAGAGUAUGAUCUAGAUCUGCACCUUUUUAAAGAGUCUUGAUUUAACAUUUAUUGUUUAGUUUAUUCAUAAAAAUAGAGAUUAAUUGAUUUAAAGAUGUAGACACUCAAUAAAACUCACACUAUGUCCAUAACAUUACCACUAGCAAUGAAGGUUUUUUUUCUAAUUCACACAUUUCUUACUACUCUAUCAAGCACAACUGAAUGAAUAGGAAGUAAGAGCUUUAGUGGAUUAAAAAGUCAUCAUCAAGCUUGGUUAACCUUUCCUCGGUCUCCUCCCGUCUUCCCAUGUUUCAGCUGAAAUCGGUGACUACGACCCGGGGAAACACCCAGAGGGCUACAGCUCCAAGUUCCAGUUCUUCCCCAAACACUCAGAGAAACUGGAGCGGCGGAUUGCUGAGAUCCACAAGACUGAGCUGAUGUAAGGUGACAUUUGUCCAUGUCCCUCUGCACCUGGUGCUUUAACACAGCAGCCACAGAGCAGGCAUGAAGGAGCUGCACCUGACUGUUGGUCCUCCAUAGUCUAAACUCUUGUGGUCUAUGCUGAACUUGUGUGGCACUCAUGGGGAAAAUGCAUGUAUAUGGUAGCUAUGUUUAGGAUAGUUUGAUCUUAACUUUGAUUAGACAGAAUAAUGAGGGAAAGUAUGGUGGUACACUCCAUAACAAGAUGGAAACCACUGCAAAAACUGCUUUGAAAGUAGGUUAUAUUAUAGAUUGGACUCAUUAAAUGAAACUUCUCAUAUUUAAAUAGGUGAAAAAAGAGAGGAUGUCAAAUUAAAGAACAUUUCUGCAUGUAGUUAAUACCAUUACCUCUGUCUCUUUAAGUCAUUCCUUUUAUAUAACCUGUUUCAAACAGCCUCCAUAGACUUUCAUGGGACUUAAAUAUUCCCAUUCAGAUUCAUCCCAGUCUAUGUUUGUAACACAUCUCUGUUAUUGAAGGCAGUAGUUUGCAGCGUACUCCAGUCAACAGUAUUUUAACUUUAGGGUGCUUCCCAUAAUGCACCACUCUCAAAGAGCUGUGCCUUUAGGCAAAGUUUUUUUGGCAGUCUUUAGUGGUCUGUUGAAUUUGAGUACUUUUUUAACUCAAAGAGUCUUGGCACUGUUUACCCAAAUCACAGAUUCACUCAGACUUUUGUGGGGAUAUCCUCUAAGUUUGUGUUCAGUUUCAGCACUUGGUACGAGUAGAAGCAGUGAUGCUGCCUACAUACAUUAGGUGAUGACCAACAUCCUGGAUGGUUCACAGUCCUACCUCUGUCUUCUGUACAGUUCAAGGCUUUUUGUCCCACUUGGUCCAAGUUUCUGCCCCUCUGAAGAGCUGCUGGAAGGGUUUACAGUACAAUCAGCACAAGCUCCUCUACCUGGUUGUAAAUCCUAAAGAUAAGAGGUGUCUGCAAAGGCAGACAACUUUGGGUCAUAUGUCUUUAGGGAAGUGGUUAUUUGAUGCUCCCUAAGGUGCAGUGUUUUGCCUGCAGGCUGAUGUGACGUCAAAUUCAUUUUUCUUCAUCUCGCCUUGCUUCCCAUUCAGUGAUCAGGUUACAGUAGUCAGUUUACUGAAAGAUCGAGGCAGGACCAGAACAUGCAGACUGCAGAGGUGGUGCAAACCCAUCAGUCAUGAUAUAAAGCUCGACCCAUACACAUUAAUCUUAGUUAUGACAUGUAACACCUUAUUGUUUACAUGUAAACUCACCUAUAGAGAUGCACACUGAUCAGUGGUUUGAUCCUACAGCGCCCUCUAUUGGUCAUUUCCACCGUAUGCUAACUGUAGGUUUGAGCAGUUGCACAUCUUCAUAAUUUGUCUGCACAGAAAACAAAGUUACUCCUGUUUGUUUUGAAGGAAAUAGAGGGUCAUUUGUCAAGAAGAGAGACAGUAAAGAAGUGAUAAUAGAGGAAAAUCUUUAAAAUCAAGGAGCCAGAGACUAUACAGUCAGGAGGAAUUCAUUUAAACAAAGUGCAUUUCUUUAAAUCAGCGCACAGGCACUGAAUACAGAAGCUGCAAGAAAACUAAUAACUAACUACCUAAGUUUUAGUCUUUCUUUUGGAAUAAACAGGACCAGCAAUUCCAGAAAAUGUGAUCUUUCUGCUUCAUUCUUUCAUCACAAUCACAAUAUUUCCUUAUCAGAUUGAGAUAAUCAUUUGUUAUCUGGCAUCUUAAAACACUGCGACAGCCCUAUAACAGAAACAUAACAGAUUGGCUGGACACUGUAAAUCAAUUCUGCAGUAACUCCUUUGGAACAAGCCAUAUGCUCUCUGCUUGUGAUAUCAGGAAUUUAUGUCCAAAACUGCGAUUUUUACUCAGAAGAGGUUCGGCUCUAGUGAAAACUUUCUAUCAAAUGAUUUCAAUUAAGUGAACAGAUGGUCGUGAAAGCAGCCAAGAAAAGUGUCUGUUUGUUUUUGUCUUCCAGAGGUCAGACCCCUGAAACGUCAGAGCUCAACUUCCUACAGAAGGCUCAGAUGCUGGAGACAUAUGGAGUGGACCCCCAUCCAUGCAAGGUGGUCAGAACUAAACAAACUUACCAUGUCAUUUAGAUCUAGUGUUUAAUUUUUUACAAAGAGUCAAUUAAUGUGUGAUCAACUUUGACAUUAAAGAAAAUUACAUAAAGAAGCUAAACUUAUAAACCAACAAGAACUGUGGCUCUGUGUCGUCAUCAGGAUGUGUCUGGAAACCCGGCUUUUCUGGCUUUCACUCCUUUUGGAUUCACUGUGCUGCAGGGAAACAGGAGGGUCCAUUUUCUUAAAUGGUGAGUAAAUGUGAAAGCAGGAUUCAUUAUUAAUAAUAACAAACAGAUAAUAUGAUGUCACUACGUUUGUGUGCAUGAGCCCAUAUAAGCGAGAGAGACUACCCAGCUGUUUGGAUGUAGACAAAGACAGUUUUAAAAUUACCAUAUAAAAUCCAGCUCAUGGAAAAAAACAGCAAUGGACAGGAAAUCUUUCACUGAAUCGAGUUCGGUUGAGGUCUUUCUCUCUUCACUGUAUAUACAAAGACAUAUCCAGCACUGUUCAGCUGAACACAGAGUCCUGUCAUUUUUUACAGCAUUUUGAUGAUUAUGACAUUAUCAUGAUCAUGUUACAGCAAGAAACAUUGAAAUGAUCAAAUAUUAAAUAUAGGAUCAGUUAAAGGCAAUUCUGUCUAACAUGACAUUUAUGGAGCGCUGCUGACUAAAGCAAGCAAGAAGUUCAGUGACAGAGUGUCCGUGUGCUGGAAAGCAUCUUUUGCGAUGAGAUCAUCAGCUAAAAAUAAGUGAAACAAGUUCAAGUUCAGGCAAAAGGAGGAGAAAGUCAGAGAAAGAGAAUAAAAGAGUGAGCACCAGAGAGCUCCUGGUGUUUCGCCUUUUGAUCUGUUGGAUCAUCAUCUGCCAUGAACUUAAAAGAACUCCCCUCGUCUUCAGGUCUUCAGCUGAAAAAUUGAGUUUGUGAGCAGCCUUCAAAUGGCUUAAGGAGCUUUGGAAGAUGUUCAGCUGGAGCAGAGGACAAGAAGGACAACCAUUUUUAAUCAGCUGUGAAUCAUCAAUUAGAGUGACUAAUCCUCUUUGCUUGCAAUGCUGCAGGAAUGUGGUACAGAUUUGCCCCUGUUAUCAACAUUAUAAAUAAAUUAAUCAACAUGCAUAUAAAGUCUAAAUCGUAGACACUAAGUUAUUGGGUUUAUCCUCGGUGGUAAGACGUUAGGUGUUGUGUGCAUCAUUACUUCUUAAUGUUUCUUACAGGUUACUUAAGCCUAGUGAAAUUCAACCCACACUCAUGCCAGUAGUCCAGACUGUAAACCUUAUCCUCACACUGUACCAUGAUUAUUAAGAUGAGAGCUGCUGUUAGUGCUAAUUAAACCAAGGACUAUUCUAACAGUGCUGUUGCAGAGGAGGCGGGGUGGAAGCAGCGAAGAGCUAGGUGUGUCGCCUCAUAGUAUGGCUCCAUUCUGAGAGCUCCCUGCCCUUCUGUGUGCUUAUGUGGAGGGGGAAAAGUCUGCAGCAGGGAGAGCACACCUCCCCUCUGUUUCAGGUGCAUACAUGAAAAGCCAAAGCAGGGAGAGCAGCAGCAAAAAAACUGACAACUCAAGUGCAAUAGAUUUGACUUGAGAAAUUAAAUUUAUUAACAAUGUGAGAUUCUGAGCAGAUUGAUUCAAACAACUAAAAUCCAAGAAAGAAAGUGCAUAUUUUGAGUUUGUUUGUGUGUAUGUAAUAGGAACAAGUUGCCUCUGUAUCUGUAAAUGUAUUUAUUAUAAUUUAAAGCAAAGGAGUCCUAAACAGAGACAAUAAGUAACCACACGAUGAGAGGACGUUAGUGACCUUUUCAAGACAGCUGAGUCAACCAGCUGCGAUGCUGCGUGCUCACACAGUCUGACCUGUUUGUUUAAAGUUGUGCUCUCUUUAAAAUAUUAUUCUGCAUAUGUAAUCCUCUGACUGUGUUCACAGUUCUCAACACAGAAAUGAAACACUGUUGCUGUUAUUAAUUUGCCUCCAGCUGCAUUAAAUAUUUAACCACCCCGAUCCAUGUCUGUCUGUUCUUCUGCCUCCAUCUCUCUUUCUCUCACCAUCUCCCUUUUGUCCUGUCUGUCCUUUGUUUUGUUUAUACCCUAAACUUAGGGACGAGGUGACCAAACUCAAGUUUGAAGCAAAGACAUUCCAUAUAUAUGCAAAUCAGAAGGAGGUAUGUGGAUGCAUUAUUAAAAAGUUCACUCUCUAGCCUUUGGAGCCCAGGAAGUUAAAUGAGGUUAGGCUUGUUUUAUGCAGCGAGACUCUGCCACUGUGAAGCCAGUGUAAUCUCUUCUUAAUAGAGAAGCAAAUGUAAAAUGAUAGGAUAAAAAUGUGGUUAGCCAUGUGAUUUAAGAGACAAGAGAGCAAAGUAGAGCUAAGGUUUGUCGCAAAGAGCUCAGUGAGUCUGCGGGAAAAGACUGCAGACCAUUUCUUUGAAACAGGCAUCAAGAGCCUGGUUAAAGCCUGAUUUAUAGACGGAAAGUUUGUUUGCAGCACUGAACCUGACUCGUUACAGGAUAGGAAGAUUAUACUGACAUACUUUGCACCUACACCUGAGGCCUGUAAGCAUCUGUGGAAGUGUGGCGUGGAGAAUCAGGCCUUUUACAAGUAAGUCACAACACAGAGACACAAAACUCAACAUCAGUCCACUUACUUUUCUGACAAUGGUGAUAAUAUUUUCGAUUUCCAUCUAUUUAAAGGUUGGAAAAGUCUAGUCAAGUCCGCACUGUGUCCAGUAGUAAUCUCUUCUUCAAGGGUAGUCGCUUUAGAUACAGGUAAUGGCUACUCUGAUUGACAGAUUGAGUUUGUAUACUAAGAACGAAACUGUCUUGAUAAACCAGGUCUGUCAGUGUAGCAGAGUCGUGCUUGUUUGACUGUGACACUUUCACUUUUCUCUUUGUUUUGAUAGUGGAAAGGUUGCAAAAGAGGUAAUGGAACAAAGUGCCAAAAUUAAGAGGGACCCUCCUGAAAUACACAGGUAAAAAUUAAUAUCCUACCAGCAGCCUUAUAAUGAUUCACUUGUAUAUGUGUCACUUCAUGUGUCUGUGGGUGUGUGUGGCAUUUCUUCAGGGCUGGUAUGGUGCCAAGCAGGAGCUGUCCAUCCAUCACCCACGGUCCUCGUUUGACCAGUGUACCCAGGACCAGACGGAGAGCCGUGCACAUUUCUAUCAUGGAGGGUGAGAAACACACUCCAAAUAAUACUGCGUUUAAAAAUGAGUCUGAUCUGAGCUCAGGGGUUCAAAUCCUCACUCUCUCUGAUAAUAUCUGGGCUGCAUAAGUAACCAAAAAACCAACUCUCAGUAUGAAGCAGGUCUCUCACUGUGAUGGUGUUUCUGCACAAAUGUACGUGAACUGACACUUUAUCCUAAACAACCAGAUUAAAACAUACUGGUCUGAGUAGAUCUCAAAAUAAUGUAAACUUGCUGAUGCCCAAAGCAGACGCUGCUAUACUGUUUAUUUGAUAUGAGGCCAUCAAACAGUUUUUACAUGACCUGAUAGAUACGGGGUGUAAAUACUGAAAGAAUGAGAACAAGAAGACUAAUAUUGCUGUUUAAAAUAACUUUUCACUGGUGAAUUAUGUCAAAAUCUUUUAUUCAACAUAUAAAAUGAGUUGAAAUGUAAUAAUAAUAAUAAACCCGAUGUCUACACGUAUCCUUGUACGCAUAUACAGGAGGACUUAAACAGGUCAUAAACGUGAACAGUCCCACACUUCUGAGCCUCACUCUGUCCUCUUCCUCUUCAUUUUGUGUGAUAGCUGUGUUUUCCCCUCUCAGAUGUGCUCUCUCUGUAACAGACUCCAAACACACUCUUCAGGACAGCCCAUCAGCCUGUGGCCUCAGUGGUUAUUUUGACAUGAGGAAGUCAUCCUCUCUGUUUAUAAAGGCCACUCACUGCCCCCUUCAUCCUCCAACAGGCCAUUAACCUUUUGUCAGAGCUGCCACCAUGAGUAGUUGGUCUCUCAGUUGACUAGCCUGGCUUACAUUUAAUAAACUUAAAACCCAGCCUGUUCCUGAUUUUACAAAGAAGUUAUUUUGUCAAACUAGCCCCCCUCUGGUCUUUGACACUGAAAGCAGGCUCUGAUAUUGGACCCCCACUGUUGUAGCACGGAAACAAACCUCCUGUGUUUUGUCCUGUCGCUCACGCUGCGCUGGUAUUUCCACUGUAAUAAUAUCUCAGGCUGAAAAUAGCUCCGCUGUCAGGGGCUGUGGCAUGUGUGCCACCGCUGACAGCGGGGAGGGGACGAGGUGAACUGUGGCACAAGUGGACCACAUUCCUGGGCCUUGUCUUUCACUCUGUGUCUCUCUGUCUCUCUGUCUUUCUUAUUCUGUUCAUGUGCUGGAGUGAGGAAGCUCACUGUGAGAGCAGCUUAUCAAGCCAGUCAGAGACAGAGAAGAAGACCGACCAUUUUUAAGAAAGUAAAAAGAUCCUAAAGAGCUCAGAGAAAGAAGGUUAGGAAUUGGUUAGGUGUAGACUCGUGGUUUUUUCUUCUCUUUGAACCAUGGUGAAGUGUUUGAUCAAGAUCAAGACCAAAGUGAACGUCCAUCUGCGUAUGAUCAACCAUUGUUAUCGAGAUGUGAAUGUUCGCGUACUAUCUCUGGGACCCCGGCUGCUGGGUAGAGUUUUGGGGGUCCUGCCGCUUUUCCCCGCUAUCUCUGGAGGUUCCUCCACUUCAGGCUCUGGUUCUGGGUCUGGACAGAGCUCCAGGACCCCUUCUAGGCUUGCUGUCCCACCCCAAGUUUAUGGAUGCAGCUCACCAGCCCACAGUGCAGGUAAAAAAAAAAAGAAAGGCUAGUUGUAUUGUGGAGGAUUUUAGUCUGCUGCUCUUUGUGGCUUUUGAAAGAUUCAUCUUCAGGUUGGCGAAAUUUUCUUUUGUGUUCCUACGAGAAACUUUGUAGUUGAAUAACACAUCAAAAUGUUUAUGUUGUUAGGGUCUUGUGUAGUGAUAUCAAAGCUAAGGAUUUACAUUAUCCUCUCUCCAAAGAGGAUCAGGUAUCAGUUCUGAGAGGACAUAGGACAUGGAGACUCUGAGCUCAGAGAUGCCUCCAAAAUAUUUGUGAGGACAGUGAUGACAGGACGACAGGAUCAUGUUCCCAAACAAGGUCAUCGAAGGAAAGACAUUUAAAACAAGUUAUUCUCUGACAUGUCAGAAUAAAUGAUUCAGGCAGUUUUUAAACAGAGUAAGGUACGCUUGAAAUUUCUAGUUUUUUUAUUUGAUUUGAUAAUUUUAUGUAAGUGUCAUACACCAAAAUUGGUGUAGUAGUCCUACAGUAGAGGCUCAAAGUCAAAGAGACUGAACAUAUUUACCCUAAAACAUCCUCUGUGAAAAAUGAUCUGUGUACUCACAUCUGUCAUCAAUGUUUUUUUUUCACUUAACUGAAAAAAGUAUUUAAUCAUACCAGAUAUAUUGACCUGACAUGUACAGAUAUAUAUAUCUUAUUUCAAGACAGCCAAAAAUAAGUCCUUACAAUGUGCUUUAUAUUAAGUGUAACGAGAUGCUGUGAUGUACUGUGAGCAAGUUUGGUUGAACACACUGUGUGCUGUUUAUGUUCUGCUGGUGUAACGGAGUCAACAAACAGCUUUUUAUAAGUGCAACUAACCAAUAUCAGCAAUCAAUCAAUCAGCCAGUUCGACUUCAUUUAUAAAGCACUUUUCAUGCGACCAUAAUGUAACACAGAGUGCUGCACACAAACAGAAAUGAGUAAUAAAAUAAAACAAAUACAUGAAAAAGACCCGUCACCCCACAACUCCCAUUCAUCCAUGUACAAGGUAAAGAGCCUGCAAUGAAUAUGAGAACCAGUACAAACAGGAGCGGAUGAACUAAGACAGCACUAUCAUGAGGUCUAAAUAAGAUCAAUGCGAAUGUAAAUGAUAGAAGUGUUUUAAUAUAGAAUAAGGUAAUAAAACACUAAAAGAUCAUCUGUUUAACUCAACACCAAUAAUAUAUCAUUUGUAUGUAAAAACAUUUGUAUGCAAGUUAAUAAAUAGAGAUAUAAAUAAUAAAAUUGGGUUAAAUUUGAGACUAAAAGGUGGUCUUCAGUUUGCUUUUGAAAAUAUUGAUUCUCUGUGCUGCCCUCAGGUAUUCAGGUACACUCUUACAUGCACACAGACCAUAAUAACAAAAGGCUGCUUCACCGCAGGUCUUUGUCUAGACUUUUGGCACCAUCAAAGGACCAAUACCUGAGGACCUGAGGGCUCUCCCAGGCUCAUAAGUUAAAAGCAAUUUCAUAAAUAGGUCGGAGCUUGACCAUGGAGAGAUUUAUGAACCAGUAAAAGAUCCUAAAAUCCAUUCUACAAGAAACUGGAAGGCAAUACAGAAACUUUAAAAAUGAUAUAAUGUGGGCUCUCUCUCUGAUCUUUGCGGCUGAGUUUUGGAGAAGUCAAACCUGGAAAUGUUCUUUUUGGGGAGACCAGAAAGAGGAGAGUUAAAAAGUCAAUAUGGAAAGCGAUGACAGUGUGAGCUAGUGUCCCUGCAAUGGCUUGAGAAAAUAACCGCUGAUAGUGCUCUUCCAGUAAAAAUGUGCCUUUUUAAAUAAUACCUCUAAUUUGUGACUCAAAGCUGGAGUCUGGAUUUUCCCGCUGAUAUUGAAAAACAGUGCUUAAAAUUUGCAUGUAGUUCCUCUUUCUGCCCACUAUCACCACUGACUAAAAACUUAGUUUUGUCCUGGUUGAGCUGAACAAAGUUCUCCACCAUUCAUGACUCAGUAUCAUAAGAUAGAGAUAAAAAGGAUGUCCAUCGUGGGUCAUCAGAAAAUGGAAGUUUAGAGCAGUGUGUCAUCUGCAUAGAAAUAUAGCUUGCAGUCUCAUUUGACAGUAAUGAGAUAAAAACACACUGUCAUAUUUAAGUUUUUGCUGUUUUCUUCUGAGUUAGUAAACAGAAAAUCAAGUAAAGUUUGAGAAUUAAGUCUUUAAGUCUUUCAAUAUAAAGAUCAGCUUCAAAUCCUUGGUGUGUUUUUCCUCGUCACUAACAUCAGUAUAAGAAUGGUCAAAGUACAGAGUUCCCUUUCACUGUGAAAAGCCCUUACGAGAAUAUCUCCCAGAUAUGAAAUGCAGUUCUCAAGUUUUCCUUCGCUUUUUCUGUCAGGUCUGGAGUCCCUUCGAGACAGCGCCCACUCCACACCUGUUCGUUCCGUCUCCCAUGGCGACUCCUUCAUGUCUUCUCGGGGCCAGAUGGUGGAUGGCAGCGAGGCAAGCACAUCGGCAGUCAUCUCAGACGAGGCCUACAGCCCCUCAGACAGCGUGCUGCCCACACCUGUGGCAGAACACGGCAUGGAGAUGGCGUCUGCUCGACACUUGAACGGCGCUCCCUGCAGCAUUGAUGAGGAAAAGGAGUCACAGGCGGGGACAUCAAAAGAGGGACAGGGGACAGAGUUUUCUGGCAGGAGGGGACUGCGCGUGGGGAAAGGCAAGCAGUCUUCAUCGAGUGAUGUGGAGGAGCUGAACAAGUUCAUCCUGAGUGUCUUACGUCUGUUCCUGGUCACCAUCGGACUGCUGUUUGUCCUGCUGCUGCUCCUCAUCAUGCUCACAGAGUCAGACCUGGACAUUGCCUUCCUGAGAGACAUCCGUAAGACGCCUGAAUUCCAGCAGUUCCACUUUGAAUACUUCUGCCCUCUUCGGCGCUGGUUCGCCUGUAAGCUACGAUGGAUGGGAGGUUUCCUCAUCAGCAAGUGAGGCAGAAAUGCAGAGACUGGAGGACACACAACACAAGUCUCCACUGAUGGAGACACGAAAAAACUGACAGGUCAGGAGAAAGAGAAUGGAAAGGAUGGCAACCCAAGUCCAAAUAUGAAACCAACUUCUCCCAGAAUGAAGUUCCUGUCAAAAGCCACGGACUGUCCCCUGAAAAUCCUGGUGUAACAUGUUUGACCAUCACUGCGAGGAAGAAAACCACAUUUUACUUUGGAAUUCAGGUCAUUUCAAGGCGUUUUAUUUUUACGGAAAAUCACAGUUACAGGGUUUCAUCCGAACAGACUUCACUUCUUCAACCACAGAUAAUAGUUGCCUUUAUUUUUGUAUUAAAUUAUAUGUUGCAACAUUGUUGUAAAGGGGAAAGAAGAGUGUGAUGCGUCGGGGUGUGUGUUGUGUGACUUGAGAGUCUGAGUAAAGUUCGGAGAGAGAGGCCAUUGUAGCUCAUCCGAUUUCCAUACUUCAAAGCAAAUAACUAUAUUCAUUUGGAUAAAUGUUAUUAUGGCCGCUGCUGUGAGAUUGGAGACUGCUGUUUGAGUUGUGCUGGAAUCAGGGGGUCAGAGAAAGUGUGAAAUGAGAAACCAAGCAGCACUUAUUGAAUGUAUACAUCCCCGAGUCGAAGGAUUUUCUCUUUGUGUUAAAGAAAAGUUCUUACAUAUCCAUAAAACCUGACACAAGUGAGUGAGAAAAGCACCUUGAAAACCUAUCUGAGUUGUCCUGGUGUUGCCCUACAUUUGUUUUAUUAAAUGCUAAGAAUUAGUUGCAGUAGCUGACCCAGGGCUGUUAGAUUUAAUAAUUAUUUUUGUAUUGAGUGUGACUUUAUUUGUGGCCAGAUGUCUUUUAAACGUCAGCGCUUAUGACGCCACGUCUGUCCUGCAAAGCUUCAUCAUCCACUGACUUUAAAUUAAGACGAAACUGUAAGGCUAUAAGGAGGUGGUAACUUUACUGACUUUACCAUAGGAGCCAAAUAAUGCUAAUAGCUACAAUCAGCUGUGUCAGGAAGUGUCGUCCCUUCGCUGUAGUUUCUUUUACAGUAGUUAUAAACAGGGUGGGACUAUGUGAGCUAGCACUGUAGUGAUAGUGAAGUGUUUGGGUAGAUCUUUGACUCCUGCACUCCGUAGAAGGAGUUUACCUUUGAUGUGCAAUACUGUUAGUAGUAAAAAGCCAAGAUCCUUUUCAUUAAGGAGAAUUUGACCUUGUUUGACCUUUGUUAAGUGCAAAAAUGAGUGUUAUUUCCCCCCCAGCAUACAGUUAAUGAGCUUGUUUUGGUUGAAGAGCCAUGCUAAGUGAAGGUAAUAUAUCUUUGUUUUGCCCUGCUGUUAUAGGACUUUUGCGUCUCUCUGUGAACCGUGAAUAUAUGUCAACUAUGUUCCCAUUUCUGUAAAAAAAAAAACUUGAAAACUCAUCUCGACAUAGAUUUCCUCGCAGUGACUCUGAAUGCACAUGAAACGUUAUUUUUUUUCAGCCCUGCUUAUAAGAGAGCUUAAGAUGAGUCGUGUUUACGUCCUACUGCGAUUUGCUUCAUCACGCCUACCAAAGAAACCUCUGUCGUCUGAUGUUUGUGUCGGUUUGCGUCAACAGAUGGACUCUGUAGAUAGCCAGCUGUCCUCCUCCAGCCUUAUUAUCAAGUAUGUGUUAUUUUACCUGCAGUGUGUCUUUACAGCACAGAGAAAUCAACAGCUUUAGUAUACGAGUCGGUCUGUGACUGUUGGUCUUUCGAACAAUCUUUCAAGUAGCUAGUUAGACUGUGCAUAUGUCAGUGUGUGCCAGUGGAAAUGUUGGCUGGUCACUAAUCAAAUAGAUGUGUUGAUGUGGAGGAGAAAAGUGAUUGGCUGAGGGCUAAGCGGAAAGGAGGUGCCAGUGUGGGCGGUCGGAAAGUUACUUCAAGAAUAGCUGUCUCCUUUUAUAAAGUUAAAUUGUGAAAGAAAACUUAAAGAAUUAAACAUCUUACUUUAAGUGAUUACUUUUUGUACCAUACUGAUGAUUUCAGAUUCAGAAACACUCAUAUAUGUACAUUUAUGGCUGGUUUUCAUAAGGUACUUGCUCUUAUUCAGACUGUGAUCGAUGGUUUUUGAUUGAUGUUGUUGGUGGAAGGGGAUCAUGUAUGAAGCAAAAGUCUAGACAGGUACGGAUUGACCUUCUACUUCCUGUAAUUUGUACUUUAUUAUAAGACCUAUUUGUAGUUCCUAUGUAUAAAGAAAGAACAAAAUUUAAGCAAUAAAUAUAACAGGUAAUGAAUGAGUUUAAAUAACAAUUAACUGUAAACUAAUGUUUCUACAAAAUGACUUUUGAAUCCCAACAGCAGGUACACCAGCCUGUAGAUGCAUGUGUUCAGGGAGUGGUGCCUGAGACCUGGAAACCCACAGUCUGAAAGAUUUCUCUGCUAUGUGUCAUAUCAAGAAGGGAUGUCUGUUCAUUUGAUUUAUCUUUGUGUUUUUCAGUCCUGCUUUUCAGACUUUGUAGAGAUGGAGUCUGUGUUUAUUUCUGUGUGAAAAUAUAUGUGAACGAUCUCAACACAUACAACAGAGGAGGCAUUUUUCCUCGACUCUAGAUUUUUGUUUCUUCGCUUUUUUGUUCCUGAAGCAGAAGUAGCAGACUUAACUACCUGACUCUUUCUGUCUUGCGGUGCAGUUCUGUUUUUGGUAUCAUUAUUUGUUUCUGAUCACUUGAACCUGCAGUGAUAAUGAAGGGUGACAGCUCUACUGACAGGCAUCUCUUGUACUCAUUUUACUGAUUCAUGUAAACAGGAACAAGGUUCAGAUGUAAACGUCCUUCCUGUAACAUGGCCCUGCACAAGGAGAUGUCUCUGUAAGCAUGUGUUCUGCAUUUAUUACCUCCCGACGAGACUGCUUAUUUCCAAUCACUCACUGGAGACUGGUGUAAUCUAUUUAUGAAUAAAUAUAAUCUAUUCUUGACAUCUGGCAGCCAGUGUGGCCACAAAUUCAAUCGUAAAUUCACCAAAAAUAAACAGUCAACACCAGCACACACACACUGGUCUUUCUGUCCCAUGGUAAUAUGCUACAAUGCUGCCAUCUUGUGGUGAAAGUGGAAAAACAGCCGCUGUAAUUAACAAAACUGACACUUAAAAUGUUUUGUUAAAAAAUCUCCAUAUUUAUUGUUUUUGCUUCAGUAGCUACAGGUACAAACUUAAACAUAUAAAAAAAAAAACAAACGCAACCUUCUAUCAGGAACUUUAACAAUGAAGCCCUUUCAACUAAAAUACACAGAUAUCCCAUAUAAAGGAGCUGCUCUGGUUUCUCUUUAAGACUUCGGGAAUUUGAGAAGCUGAUGGUGCAGGAAGUAUCAAAAGGAGUUUUAUGAAAUAUGUGAAAAACCUCGUCACAUUUACCGCCAGGGUCUGUUCUGUGUUCUCU